AUGGUCCAGAUUUUGCCCCGCACAUGGACGGCCCCUCCAACGGGAAUCCGGAAGUGUCUCUCCGAGUCCCACCGACCUCUCCCCUCUUUGCCCGCCGGCCUCUUCCUCUUCCCCUCCCGCCCGCCCCUUUCUGCGCCUGCGCGGAGGGCCCCCCCCCCCGAGCGAGCGAGCGAGCCCGAGUCGCCUAAGCCAGCUGCGGAGCGGAGCCCCGGAUUCACCAAGGCGGCUUGCGCCGGCGGCGUGACGUCAGCGCCAUAGAGCGCCGCCGGGCCUUACGCCGCUGGCGCCCCGGCCGUCCCUUCCCUGCUUGGCUUGCUCAGAAGGCGAAAGAGCUUGAAAGAGACGGGAGCGCGAAAUGGGGCGCCUGGAGGGGGGCAGGCCCGGGGGCCCCCACCCCUGAGGAGCCAGGGGGAGGGGGAAGAAAGCCAGGUGAGUCUUUUGGGGGGGGUUAAUUUGGGAAGGGCUUAAUUGUUGCUUUGGAGGGGGGGCCCUAUUUGCAUUGCUUUAUAUAGGUGCAAUUUUUUUUGGGGGGGGGACAGAAAAAGACCCAUUAAUGCAAUUUUUUUUCGAGGGGGUAGGAAAGAGGAAGCUGCAUUUGGGGCCAAGGGGGUCUUCAUCUUUUUGCACAUGGAUCCAGCCCUAUUGCAACACAUUUAUAGACAUUUUAUUAGGAAUUUAUUGGUGGGGGGGCUGCUGGUGGGAGGGGGGAGAAGGAAGGAGGCUUAGCUGGGUGUGAGUUAAACUUGGAAAAAAGGGGGGGCAGAGAGAGGCCUGCUGGCCCUGUUGCAUUUCUCUCCUCCACACACCCCAAUUUCUCUCUUCCACCCAAGGAAUAAAUAAAGCACCCUCGCAGCCUCCCCUUUAUAUUUUAAUUUUUUUGUAGGGGGGGGGGAUUUGCAUUUAGGCUGGAGGGAAUUUCAUAAAAUACCCACCUCCUUUCCACAAGCCUUUCCAACUUUAAAGGGGGGGGGAAUGGACCAGUUUUUUAAAAAGUGGAUUUUGGUUGUAUGGGACAGAGACAUGUGUUUGUGUGAAUUGGAAGAGAGGCUUGUUCUUCGUUUUUUUUCUUUACGCCAAAAAAGAAUUAAAAAGAGGUAACUGUGACCUAGGCCUACUUGUUUGUUUUGCUCUUAACUUCCCUUGUCUUCUUUCUUUCGUUUUGCAAGACAAAGAGCAGUGCUUAAGCUGUAUUAUAUUUUCAGUGCUUUUUUUGGAAACGUCCUCCCCCCCCCCCCAAAAAAAACUUUUUAAAUUUUCUUCCCCAAUUUGAAGAGCGGAGGAAAGUGGCUCCUGAAGUGUGGUGGUUUCUAACUUGGAGGGUUAUCUUUUGAAACAGAAAUGAUAUGAUGAUGAUGAUGAUGAUGAUGGUUGCAACUGAAAGGAAAGAAUUCCUUGUAAACAGUUGUUAUUCUGGGAGUCUGCUUUUAUCAUUUUCCCCCUUUCCUUCCUGUGGGAACUGGGCCUCUUUCUCAACACCCCCCCCCCCCACAAAAGUCCCUUUUUCCAAAACAGUAGGUUAGCAACAUCCAUAGCUUGGGUGUGUUCGUGGAAAAGGAAGGGAAAAAGAGAGGUGAGGGGGAGGGGAGACAAAAGGAGGAAAUGAAAGGAACCUUUAACAAAAAAGGGAGGUUUUUUGGGGGGGUGGGAUGAGGGUCAGUGCAGCUGUAGCUGAGUGUCUUUUAACCCCCAGGUUGGCAAAUCCACCUCAUUUUCUUUUCCACCCAUCUCAGACCAGGCCUUGUCUUUUCUCUUUCAUCCCUCCUUAGUAGCAACCUCCCCCCCCCCCUCAAAUUGCAAAAAGAAAAAGUGAAAAUCUAACUGUUGCAAUCUAACUGGUUUGUUUUCCUCCCCCCUUUGGAACCUUCUGUUAUCUGUAGCAAGUCUUUUGUUUUGUUAUUAAAGCAAAGAACUCCUUCUUUAUUUGCAUCUUUUCUUCAUCCUGCCACUUCCCAACUUCCCAAAAAGAACCCCCCCCCCAAAAAAAAAGUGUUUUGAUGUGAAACACAUAAAGGGAUUUGGAAUCCUUGGGGGUUUUUAUGCAGGGAACAUCUCCUCUCUCUCUCUCUCUCUCUGCUUAUCGCCCUAAAUUGCCCCCAGACAGUCAAAAAUCAAAAUGUCUGGUGGGUUUUGGAGAUGGGGGAAUAGGGAAGAAUUCCUUCUGGGGGCAGGCCUGCGGCGCUCCGAGCGAAGGGAGGGGACCACCCAUUUGGAUUCUUGCUCUCUCUGUAAUUUUAUUUUCCAAGCACAAACCUGUUAUGUUUCUGCUUGUGUGUGUGUGUGUGUGUGUGUGUGUGCACAAAGUGUCUUCGUGGCAGGUUUUUAAAGCAAUCUGUUAGGCAGGCUGUAUAUAUAAAAACCCUGAUUUAUUUGCCCGGAACUGUGUUUGCAAAGUCACUAUCUUGGGUCUUGUUAUAUUCUGGCGAGGCCUUUCUGGAACGGAUAAACCAAAGCGUGCGAAUCCUUCUGGCAGUAGAACAUUUGACCAGGAAAUACAUCGGAUUCCCCCUUCCCUCCUCCUCCUAGCGAGCGAAAUGCUGAGAAACAGCUUCAAAAAUAAAAUGUGGUGUUUAGGAACUUCUGAAAGAAGGGGUUGGCUUAUGAGGCCAGUCGUGUUCAGUUAGGAAUCUUUAUUUAUUUUUUCUAAACAGCUUGACAAGACACAGGAGAAGUUUUGUUUUGUUCCCAUGCAGGCUAAGGGAAAUUGUUUAUAGAAUCAUAGAGUUGGAAGGGACCACGAGGGUCAUCUAGCCCAACCCUCUGCAAUGCGGGAAUCUUUUUGCCCAGUGUGGGACUCGAACCCACAACCUUGGCUUCAACAUUUGCAUUACACGGAAGAAUAGAAAACCGCAUGUGGAGGAGCGGGGACUCGAACCCAGCUCACCAGAUUACGAGUCUACCACUCUUAACCACUACACCACACUGCCUUUGACAGAGUCGAACCAUUCACCUGCUGCACUGACUGGCAGCCGCCCUCUGGGCUUUUAGGCAGGAGACCUCUGCCAGCUGAGCCUGGAAAUGCCCUUUUAAAUGCAAAGAAAGUCCUCUUACCACUGAGGUACACCACUUCCUUUGAAAAUAAGCUUAAGACUCUAGUCCUCAGGGUUUUUGUGGUUUUAAACAGGAAGGUGGGGGCUGAACCCGCCCCCCCCUGUCGCAGAGCUUACAGCCUUUCCCAUCAGCUAAGCCUCUUCCCACUGCUUAUGUUUCGCUGUGGUUCUUAAAUCUCCUGACAACGCUGCGAGGUAGGCUCAGUCUGAGAGGCGCAUUAGAAUCUCCUGCUCCACAGUGGUUAGCUUAAAAGCACUUGCGCAUGGGAAACAGUGACUUGCAUCUAGUUCUGUGGCAUCAGCUGAUACAGGGUUGAAAACGCCGAUAUGGUAAAGGUAAAAACCAUUAGGUCCAGUUGUGGCCGACUCCGGGGUUGUGGCGCUAAUCUUACUUUACUGGCCGAGGGAGCCGGCGUACAGCUUCCGGGUCAUGUGGCCAGCAUGACUAAGCCGCUUCUGGCGAACUAGAGCAGCGUACGGAAACGCCGUUUACCUUCCCGCCGGAGCGGCACCUAUUUAUCUACUUGCACUUUGGUGUGCUUUCGAACUGCUAGGUUGGCAGGAGCAGGGAGCGAGCAAUGGGAGCUCACCCCGUCAUUGCGGGGAUUUGAACCGCCGACCUUCUGAUCGGCAAGCCCUAGGCUCUGUGGUUUAACCCACAGCGCCACCCGCAUCCCUCCCGAUAUAUUAGCUUAUCUCCAAAUGCCACCUUAAACCUAGCUUGUUGUCGCCACAACAGAAUGUCCAGGCACCAUCUUUUUCUCUUUCUUUUUGCAAUGGUACAUAUUAUUAUUACUUUCAUUUUUGAGUAGUUGACAACACAUUAAAACAUUAAACCGCAUGGAGAUCUUUCUGGGGGCCAGGCUGGCGACUAACAUCUCCACCUGGCUGCCCCCUCCAGCUUUCUUAAGCAGAUAAGCAGAAGAUCUCGUUUAUUUCAUUUAUCUCCCAGCUUUUUCUCCAACGAGUCCAUGGUCCACCCCCCUCCUCAGUUAAUCCUACAACGACCCUGUGAGGUGGGCCAAGAGACUGUGACUGAGACUCCAAGGUCGCCCAGUGAGCUUCAUGACUGAGUGGAGACUCAAACUCUGAUCUCCUAGGUCCUCAUCCGACACGCUAACCACUGCACCACCCUGCCUUCCUAGAGUCCUCCUGCUAUGGGGCAGCUCUAUAAAUUAAGUACAGUCAUACCUCAGGUUACAGACGCUUCAGGUUGCGUUUUUUUGGGUUGUAGACCGCCGAAACCCGGAAGUACCGGAACGGGUUACUUCCGAGUUUUGGCGGUUGCGCAUGCUCAGAAACACUAAAUCACGCUUUGCACAUGCGCAGAAGUGCUGAAUUGCAAUCCACACAUGCGCAGACGCACUGUUGCGGGUUGCGGGUGCUGCAGGUUGCGAACGUGCAUCCCGCAUGGACCGCAUUCGCAACCCGAGUGUCCACUGUAGGUAAAUCAAUGGGAGGAAAGCCAAAUGUCCCUGAGAAAGGGAUCUGAAAUAUUUUACUGGAAGCCUCCAUUUGUUUUAUUCUGGGUUGUUUUGAUUUGACGUUUUAAUGUGUUGUCAACUGCCUUGUUAUUUUUCCCCUUUAAUAUAAAAAGCGUUUUACAUUUUACUAUUACAUUCUAACGGGUUGUUUAAUAUUUCUUUAUUUGACAUUGCUUUGUUUUCUGUAAGUUGUUUAUUCUUUAAAGUUAUUGUGACUUUGUCUUGGAUCAGAUGCUUAUUAGGUGUGUGAUCUUUGCUGCCUGUCCUGUGGUUUCUUCAGCUCAUAAACCACUUUCUGUAUAGUAAUAUAGAAAGGAGGUAUUGAAAUUUAAAUGAAAGCGGUAUAGAAGUGGAAUUUUAUUAUUGCAGUGGUACCUUGGAAGUCGAACUGAAUCCAUUCUAGAAGUUUGUUCGACUUCCAAAAUGUUCAGAAACCAAGAUGCAGAUUCCGAUUGGCUGCAGGAAGCUCCUGCAGCCAAUCAGAAGCUGCGGAAGCCACAUUGGAUGUUCAGGUUCCAAGGAACGUUCACAAACUGGAACACUCACUUCCGGGUUUGUGGUGUUCGGAAGCCAAAACGUUCGGAAUCCAAGGUACAACUGUAUUAUUAUUAUUAGUAGUAGUAGUAGUAGUAGUAGUAUCAGUGCUUUUUUUCUGGGGGGGACACAGGGGUACGCAUACCCCUAAACAUUUUGUGAAUCUUAAGUUUGGCCUCAUUGAGGGACAGUAUUUCAAUAUGAGUAGGAAAACGAGAGUACAGUGGACGCUUGGGUUGCGAACGUGAUCCGUGUGGGAGGCACGUUUGCAAACCGCAGCGGCGCAUCUGCGCAUGCACGGGUUGCGAUUUGGCACUUCUGCACAUGCGCAAAGCAUGAUUUAGCACUUCUGCACAAGCGCCGAAACCCGUAAGUAACCCGUUCCGGUACUUCCGGGUUCAGUGCAGUGCGCAACCCGAAAUCGCGCAACCCAAAGCGUCUGUAACCCGAGGUAUGACUGUACCCCUAAACAUUUUUUUUAAGAAAAAAAAGCACUGAUUACUAUUAUUUCAUUGGGGGGAGAAUGAUGCCUAGACAGUUCAGUGUGGCGACUGUAACCUAGGUUUAAGGUGCCAUUUGGCGGUUAACUUCUAUAUCUGAGUUUCUCGCCCUGUCCAGAGGGUCCCAUUUAUCUCCCCAGGUAGCACUGAGAAGGUUCCUUGUCCAAAACUCUGGAGAAAGCUGCUGCUGGUCCUGCAGCCAAUCAGAAGCCGUGUCAGAUGUUCGGGUUCCAAAGAAUGUUCAUAAAGCAGAACAGUCACUUCCGGGUUUGCGUUGUUUGGGAGCCGAAACAACUUGCAAGUUGAACGCUUUGGCUCCGGAACUCUGUAAAAGUGAGUGUUCCGGUUUGCGAACAUUCUUUGGAACCUGAACUUCCUGAUACAGGGCUUCGUUCCGAUGCCUUCUGAUACUCUGCCAGUCAGUGCAGAGGGUCUGACUCUGUAUUAUAAGGCAGCUCCCUGGGAGCAGGUGCUUUGCAGCAGAGACUCCUUGGCCGAAAGUUUGAAAGCCUCUCCACACCUCCAGCCAGCUGCCCCACACACGUCGAGUUUUGUAAAGCCGCCUCAGCAAAGUUUAAUAAAUGAAGUGACCCGGAUGAGUUUUUGCUUAAAUUACAAUCACCGAAAAGCUGAAAAAACAGGUUAAAUCACAUGUCAGCAUUACCUAAACAAAACUGUUUUAGCAAGCAAAUGCGCCAAUAGGCAGUGAGUUCCAAAAGUGGGGAAGGUACCACACUAGAAGAUGAAUUUAUGUUGUCAACCAAUAGCAACUUAAAGGCUCUUCGAAAAAGCCUCCAAAAUCUUUUCUCCACUCCUUUCCAUUGAUAGUUUGCUUAGUGGUUCUUGGUGAAUCUGUUCCUUCAAAUACUUUUGCACUGUACAGUCAUACCUCGUGUUACAUUCGGUUCAGGUUACGUUCUUUCAGGAUGCGUCCUGCAGCGACCCAGAAGUAACGGAACGGGUUACUUCCGGGUUUUGCCGAUCGCACAUGCACAGAUGCUCAAAAUGAUGUCAUGCACAUGCGCAGGACUGGCAAAUCGUGACCCGCACAGGCGCAGGUUGCGUUCUACUCAUGUCGCAAACGGGGCUCCAGAACGGAUCCUGUUCACAACCAGAGGUACCACUGUACCGAAAAUCAAGCCAGGAAAGGAGGGAAAGCCCAGUUGUCAUGGCCUAGUCCCUGUUUUCAGAGCCCCUUGUCAUAGAAUCUUAAGAGUUGGAAGGGACCCCGAGGGUCAUCCAGUCCAACCCCAGGCAAUGUAGGAAUCUCAACUAAAGCAUCCAUGACAGAGAAUGCCACCCAGCCUCUGCUUAAAAACCUCCAAGGAAGGAGAGUCCAUCACCUCGCAAGGGAACCUGUUCCACUGUCAAACAGCUGGUACACUCAGAAAGUUCUUCCUGAUAUUUAGUCAGAAUCUCCUUUCUUGUCAAUUGGAGCUGUUGAUUUGGGUCCUACCUUCCAGAGCAGGAGCAAACAAGCUGGCUCCAUCUUCCAUACUCUCCUGUCUUCUCUCAGUCUCCUCUUUUCCAGGCUAAUCAUCCCCAGCUCCUUCAACCGUUCCUCAUCAGGCUUGCUUUCCAGACCCUUGAGCAUCUUGGUCUCCCUCCUCUGCACACCUUCCAGCUUGUCCACAUCCUUCUUAAACUCAACCACCUGGAAUUUGCGGACGCUCUCCAAGGGCUGCCCCACACAGUGCAGUGCUCAAGCUUGACAAAGAACGGCGGCAGUAUUUUUUUGGCCAAUUUUUUUAAAAAAUAUAUAUUAUUUUAGGGACAGGUCAAGAGCAACCUAGCAACCUCCUAGAGCUUAGAAAAGAAAAGGGAGUGCCAAUCUUCUUCCAACUUCAACGUUGCCUGGAGGUAGACCUGACAUGCCACAAGGCAGACAGCUAUUUAUAAACCUGCUCUAGGAAAACUUAGUGCAGAAAGCGAGAAAAGAGAAGUGGAAUGUGUGCAGGGGUUUUUUUGGGGUGGGCAGGUAAGGCAUUCACAGGAAGCACCUGGAGGCCUCCACCUGUUUGAAACUGGAAACGCGCCAGGCGCCUGGGGGAAUUCUAGCACUGCCCUGAAUGGCACAGAUACGUUCGGAUGGUGCUGGGCGCCAGGCUGAACCAAGAUGGCAGACUUUGCUCCUUCGAAAGCGGCGCUGCCAGUUUGAGAACGGCACUGGGUUUCUUUUUCCCUUUCUCCAGUUUCUUAGAGUUCCCGAUUGGCUCUAGCUAGGAGCCUGUUUGGAGAGACUGGUAGCGUAUCUGCGUGUCCUGCAAAUCGUUGUUUUUCUUUCAGGAGCGCGAGCACACAGCCAUGUCUGUCGGCCGCUUUCCUGCACGGACAGCAUGCAUGAAACGCCUCAUUCACAGCCGCCCUGAGCCAAACUGCGGGCAUCGCAUUUCUCCGGGGCGGGCGGUGGGCUGCAAGCGCUCCUGCAAAAACAGCUGGGGAAUGAGGGCUGCGAAGGGGCGACAGGGUGGGGCUGCCCCUCCGACUCUCCAUUAGUCCUCUUUUACGAUGGCGGAGCGAAAGCUUUGUGGUGCGGAGGGGAAGGCCAGCCUCUCUCAAAAAAAUGCCCCCCCCCUUAAACACCUCCACUGAUGGGUUUGCAAGAGCUAGACUGGAUGCACAAAACUGGCUUGAAGUCCAUAUCUUGAUACAGUGGACACUCGGGUUGCGAACAUGAUCUGUGCAGGAUGCACAUUUGCAACCCGCAGUGGUGCGUCUGCGCACACGCGGGUUGCGAUUUGGCACAUGUACAAAGAGCGAUUUAGUGCUUCUGCGCAUGCACGACCGCCGAAACCCGGAAGUAACCCGUUCCAGUACUUCCGGGUUUCAACAGUCCGUAACCCGAAAAAAUGCAACCUGAAUUGGCUGUAACCCAAGGUAUGACUGUAUUCGUUUUGUAGAUUUUGACCUGGCAAUAUAUCGCGAAUUGUGAUGUGUGUGUUUUUGUUUUUGUGUCCUAUGCAGUCAAUGCCUCUACAUAACUCCACCCUUAUUUCAGACAUUGCGAUAUAUUCAGAUAUUGGAAUAUUGCAAUGUUUAGCUGGUGAUAUAUUGCAAUGCUGGAAACCAGAUCUCACCCACUGCAUUUUUUACAUCUUUCUUAAAAACUUACUUUUCUCCUAGGGUUGGGCUAGACUAGACAACAAUGUUUGGGGUUCCUUCCGAACCCACCGUCCUGUGAUUCCUCUGUUCUCUACCUUCCUGUGUGUAGAGCUCAAAGACAGGUGGUUCAGUAUUCAACAGGGCCACAAGGCAACGGGGGGAAACAACGGAGGGAAGAAAUAAUUGGUUGAAGGAAAAGGUAAAGGGACCCCUGACCAUUAGGUCCAGUCGUGACCGGCUCUGGGGUUGCGGCGCUCAUCUCGCUUUAUUGGCCGAGGGAGCCGGCGUACAGCUUCCGGGUCAUGUGGCCAGCAUGACUCAGCCGCUUCUGGCGAACCAGAGCAGCGCACGGAAACGCCGUUUACCUUCCCGCCGGAGCGGUACCUAUUUAUCUACUUGCACUUUGACGUGCUUUCGAAUUGCUAGGUUGGCAGGAGCAGGGACCGAGCAACGGAAGCUCACCCCAUUGCAGGGAUUCGAACCACCGACCUUCUGAUUGGCAAGUCCUAGGCUCAGUGAUUUAACAGAGUAUUGCUCAAAUGCUUAAUCAAAACAGACACAUGAUUUGUUCAGGAUAAAAGAGAAACAGUCAUACCUCGGGUUACAGAUGCUUCAGGUUGCGUAUUUUGGGGUUACCGACCGCCGAAACCCGGAACUACCAGAAUGGGUUUCGGCGGUCGCGCAUGCUCAGAAGCGCUAAAUUGCGCUAUGCACAGAAGCGCCGAAUCGCAACCCGUGCAUGCGCAGAGGAGCCGCUUUGGGUUGCGAACGCUUUGGAUUGCGAACGUGCAUCCUGCAUGGAUCACGUUCACAACCCGAGCGUCCACUGUACUUCGGAAUUUGACACAGGAAGCAACCCUGGUUUUGCCAGUUUCAAGGCAACUGGGCAUCCCUUGUGUGGCGUCAUGCCUAGUUGCGCAUAAGAGCAUCAUGAGAGACUGCCGAAUGGGACCAGUGGUCUGUCUAGUCCCCAGUGGCAAAAUACCCACAAGAAGCUAGGGAUACAGAUAGACUGUCUCUGGCUGUGGAGGUUCCACAAGAGCGCAAGAAGAUGCUGGCUGCUGGAGACCAGGCCAAAUGGCCCAUCUAGUCCAGCAUCCUCCUCUCACUGCAGCCAACCAGAUGCUAUGGGACACCAGUGAGAAGGAUCUGAGCACUGGCUUCGUCGGACGCCCAGGGUUCUAGCGGUGGGAGGGAUGGAGGAAAACCAUUCUGCAUUCUGUUCAUAAUUUUAUGAACUCGUGUACCGUGUCGCCUUUAUGUUCAGAGGAAACUUAAAAGCCGCCGCUGUUCCUUGCAGGGGAGUCGCAGGGAGUAUGUUUCUCGCACCACCUGCGACCCGAGAUCCCGGGGCAGCUUGUUUUGCUCCUUCGCUUGAUCUCACGGAGGAGAGAACCUCUGAUUGUUCGUCCCGGGAGAUCCGGGGAGCGGAGAUUUGCCGAGCCUUGUUUAAAAGACUUGCCGACUUCUCCCCCGGGUUGGGAGAACCCGAAACACUCCUGGGAUGAUAGGAUCCUGCGCACGGCAUCUUGUCCUCACCACACCUUCCCCCAAAACCCUCCUCUUCCUUUAUUUUUCCAGCAUGGGCGGGGAAAUGUUUUAUUUAGACCCCUGGCUUGUGCAGUGCUGCAAAAAUCUGUGUGUGCUCGUUAUUUUUAGUGCUUUCCUGUUUUCUUUGUGAUUCCCACACGGCGCUGCUUAAAGAUUUGUGUGUGCUUUUAUUUUUUUCCAUUGUGGCAUCUCGUCACUCCCUUCGGUAUUGCACUGCAUAAUAUAUAAAUAUCUGUAUAUUCCAACCAGGUGUGUGCUGGCUUGUCUAGAAAAGGUGGAGCCCAGGAAUCAUGGUAGGCGGGGAAUUAGAGCUGUCCUGAUUUUUAGCAUCUGGAAGAGACAGAGGCGGCAUUCAUGCCUCUCCCUCCCCUCUUGUGGCCGUGGAGAAUUUCUGUGUUGUUCUGUUUUUGGAGGGCUUGGGGGUGUCAGGGAUGUUCCUUUGGAAAGAUAGCACAACAUUUGAGUACAGCGCAAAAUAUGGAAGCAGUUGUGUUGCAGUGGGUUCGACUAGAUGUUUUGGGACUACAAUUCCCAUCAUCCCUGACCACUGGUCCUGUUAGCCAGGGAUGAUGGGAGUUGUAGUCCCAAAACAUCUGGAAGGGCCGAGGUUGCCUAUGCCUGGACUAGAUCAUGGGUAGGCAAACUAAGGCCCGGGGGCCGGAUCCGGCCCAAUCGCCUUCUAAAUCCAACCCGCAGACAGUCCGGAAAUCAAUGUGUUUUUACAUGAGUAGAAUGUGUCUUUUUAUUUAAAAUGCAUCUCUGGGUUAUUUGUGGGACACAGGAAUUUACUCAUUUUUUAAAAAAAAAUAUAGUCCGGCCACCCACAAGGUCUGAGGGACAGUGGACCGGUCCCCUGCUGAAAAAGUUUGCUGACCCUUGGACUAGAUGAUCUCUGGGUUCUCUCUCAGCUCCGGAAUUCUAUGAUUCUGUCAGUCAUACGUCGGAGGUCGAACAGAAUCCGUUCUGGAAGUCCGUUCGCCUUCUGAAACGUUCGACUUCCAAAGCGCGGCUUCUGAUUGGCUGCAGGAAGCUCCCAUCGCAUGUUCGGCUUCCAAAAAGAAAUUUGAAAACCGGAACAAUCACUUCCAGUUUCCGAUCGUUCGGGAGCUGGAAUGUUCGACUCCCAAGGCGUUCGGGAGCCGAGGUAUGACUAUUGUUCUGGCAGGAGGACUAUGUUCCUCCCGACUGCAAAAAUAUUCUGGGGGCCACAUGCUUACUGGAGGGUGCAGGGUUAGAAACUCAGAAAUAUAAGCUAGGAACCAAAGGACUCCUUAAGGCCAAGGUUGUAGUAGCCAAAAAGAAUGUCUAGUUGCCAUUCUGGGGCAAGGCUGGUCUAAAGUCUUAUUUUCCAAGUGAUGGACUGACUCUGACUGAUUCUCAGUUAAACAUCUGGCUAGUUCAGAGGACAACCCUGAGCUCGCUUAAUAGCUUUGAGAACUUAAAAGAGGAAAAGUCAACUUGAUCCAGUGAUAGUCUGCAUGUAUAUUGGCUUACUCCAACAGGAUGCACAGAAAAAAGCAUUUUGGUUGCUGAAAUUCAUUCCGAUCGUGCAGAUAAUAGAUAACGGAUAGAAUUUUACAGGAUGCGGUAUUAGUGUGCGAAAACAGUCCAGAUUCAAGGAUCCCCGGAUUGUGGAGAUGUCAGGAGCCAUCCUAGUGUCCAGACAUCGUCACUUGGUUGCAGGUGGCCGAUAAAGGUAAAGGGUAAAGGGACUCUUGACCGUUAGGUCCAGUCAUGGCUGACUUUGGGGUUGCGGCGCUCAUCUCACUUUAUUGGCUUUAUUCCGGGUCAUGUGGCCAGCAUGACUAAGCCGUUUCUGGCAAACCAGAGCAGCGUACGGAAACGCUGUUUACCUUCCCGCCGGAGCGGUACCUAUUUAUCUACUUGCACUUUGAUGUGCUUUCAAACUGCUAGGUUGGCAGGAGCUGGGACCAAGCAACGGGAGCUCACCCCGUUGCGGGGAUUCGAACCACCGACCUAUGGCCGAUAGCCAGGUGCAAAAUGUGCCUGGCGCCUGGCUAAUUCUGAACAGGUUGGAGGCAGAUUCCAGGCCAGUCCACGGGCAGAGAGGUGACCCCCCUGAGGGAUAAGGGGUCCUCAGCCAUCUAGGGCUUUUAGAGGUUGAAACAAACAAGAAACUUAACUGGGUAACCAGCGCAGUUUAGGCAAUAACUGGUGCAAUACACUCAGACCUUCUAAUCCUGCUUAUUAAUCCCGGUAGCCAAAUUCUGCGCGAUUGGGUUAUCUCCAAGGGCAGCCCCACGGAGAGUGAUCUGCAGUAAUCUAGCCAAGAAGUUACCAGAGCAUAGACAGUGGAGGUUAGGGUCAGUGGUGGUGGAAGGCGCAAGUGGGUCCAGAAGUACUUGUCCUCCUCUGAAGAAAGGUCCUCCAUUAACAACAACAACAACAACAUUAUUUUGGAGGUCCCAGGUCUCAAGGUGGUUAGGUUGGUCUCAACUAGGGCCAGGGCCUUUUCAGUACUGGCCCCAACCUGGUGAAACGCUCUGCCCCAAGAGACCAGGGCCCUGCGGGACUGGACAUCUUUCCGCAGGGCAUGCAAGACAGAGCUGUUCCGCCUGGCCUUUGGUUUGGACUCAGUCUGACCCUUACGUUUCCCUCCCCUUAUGGUUUUGAUCUAUGGGCUACUUUUCAAACGAGGCUGCAUUUUAAAUUGCAUUUUAACCUGUACAGUCGUACCUCAUGUUACGUUUGCUUCAUGAUACGUUUUUUCAGGUUGCGUCCCACGGCGACCCAGAAGUACCGGAAAGGGUUACUUCCGGGUUUCGCUGCUCAUGCAUGCGCAGAUGCGCAAAAUGAAAUUACGCGCAUGCGCAGAAGCGGCGAAUUGCAACCUGCAUGUGCGCAGAUGUGCCCCUGCGGGUUGCAUUCUCCUCUGAGGUACCACUGUCUUUUAAAUUGGUUCCUCCCCUCCCAUUAUGUUUUUACUGUAAUUUUACUGGUGUUAGCCGCCCUGAGCCUGGCUCUGGCCGGGGUAUAAAUAAAAUUUAUAAUAUUAAUAAUAAUAAUAUAAUAAUAAUAAUACCCCACACAUCUGACAGGGUUGCCCCAGCCACUCUGGGCGGUGGAUGACCAGUUUAACCCAGAAACGCUGGAUAAACGUUUCUGUGUUUUUAGGUGGCUGGGGAAUUAGGGAAGGAGGGUUAUCUGCUGGCCUGCUGCCAAAAUUCUGGCUUUUGGAGAAGGGACUUUUAAUAUUUAUUGGCUGGGUGGUGAGGGGGGAGGGGGGGUCUGGCAACGCUUGCUUUAUAGACACAACAGGCUGCGGGCAGGAAAUUAUUCCAGUCAACACACAAACAUUUGAAUUAGUCCUGGAAAAAGAUCAACUGUGCUAAACGCAGCUCCGGAAUCUCCCCACCAGCUGAAAUGCAGAAUUUCAAGAGUGCAUGAACACACACAAAACACAAUCGUGGCACGUUUUUAUUCCUCUGUUCAUUUUAUAUACAGUAGUACCUCGGGUUAAGUACUUAAUUCAUUCCAGAGGUCUGUUCCGGAGUACGGUUUCUGUUCUAAUCUUGAAGCAAAGUUCUUAACCCGAGGUACUAUUUCUGGGUUACAGAGUCUGUAACCUGAAGCAUAUGUAACCCGAGGUACCACUGUACAGUCAUACCUCGGGUUACAGACACUUCAGGUUGCGUUUUUUUAGGUGACGGACCGCCGAAACCUGGAAGUCCCGGAACGGGUUACUUCCGGGUUUUGGUGGUCACGCAUGCGCAGAAGUGCCGAAUCGCAACCCACGUGUGCACAGACGUGCAGCUGCGGGUUGCGAACAUGCGUCCCGCACGGAUCACGUUCGCAACGCGAGCAUCCACUGUAUAGCAUAAUUUUAGCCAAAGCUUUCUUUAAAGACUAUAUAUGGUCAUUUCCCCUGCCUGUAUAUUUUUAAAUUCUUAACAACAACCUUGCGAGGUGGGACCAGGUGGAAAAGAGGGAGGCUGACCGUCCCCCCCGAGGUCGCCCAACGGUCUUCAGAUGUUGAGUGGUGAUUCGAACCCGGGCCGCGGUCUUUGGUUUUGGUGUGUUGUUUGCCCCCUGCUUUUGCAGCCACAACACUGAAAACAAAACGGCUGGCUGCAAGGACGGCGUGGGAAAUUGUCAGAUAUUGGAAGCCCGGUAAAACAGAUAAAAAAUGCGUAGCCUAGAAAUAAGGCAGCAAUCCAUCAAAGGAGUGUUAGAAACUGCGGUAGAAAAGCUAGGAGCCAAAUGGGGUUGCGGGUGCCAAAACAGAAUGUCUAGUCGCCAUUUGGGGGGUGGGUCGACAACACUUUUUAAUUAUUAUUUUGAUAAGCAUGAACUAAUAUACAAUUCACAUAAGUGACACAUUGUUAAUAUCACAUUUUUAGCGGAAAUUGUUAAUACAGUGGUACCUCGGUUUAAGAACAGUCCUGUUUAAGAAUGAUUCGGUUUACAAACUCCGCAAAACCAGAAGUAGUGUCCCGGUUUGCAAACUUUACCUCUGUCUAAGCACAGAAUCCAAACGGUGGAAGGGCACUGGCAGCGGGAAACCUUAUUAGGAAAAGUACGCCUUGGUUUAAGAACAGUUUUGGUAUAAGAACGGACUUCCGGAAUGGAUUAAGUUCAUAAACCAAGGUACCACUGUACAUGUUUAAUUUGGUGUUUACAAUAUUGACACCAUACUUCUCUUUAUUGUCAAACUCCUUAACAUAUUGUCUAUUUUUAACAUGUUUCAAGGCUUCAAAGCACAUACAUUUUAGUAAUCCUUGAGUGUCAGCCACACACAAAAAAUAGCACCCAGGUUUUUUGAGGUGCUUGCAAAUUUUGAAUCUAAAGGCGUCUGGCGCCCUGCUAAUUUCAAACCUUGCAUCAAAGCAAUUAAUUGCAGCGCAGUGCAAACUCAGUAGUGAUUUGGAAUAAUCAGGAAUGGCUGCUGAACACCAGCUCAGUCAGGAGAGCAUGAAACUCUUAAUUUCAGGGUCCUGGGUUUGAGUCCUACACAGGGGGCUGGACUAGAAGACCCUCGUGGCCCCUUCCUACGCCGCAGUUCUAUGAUCUACACUAUGCAUUUAAAGCGGGAUCACGCCACGUUAAACACUUGCAGCUUCCUGCAAAGCAUUCUGGGAGUUGUAGUUUGCUAAGAGAAGCAGAGAGUUUUGUUUUUUUUAAUGAUAUUUAUUAAAGUUUCAAAAGAAGGGUACAUAAAUAAGAAAGAGAAAAAUAGAAAAAAGAAAAAUACAAAAUACAGAAAAAAAACAAUUAAAAACAAUUCCAUCUUUUCAUCACUUCUCUUACAUUUACUUGUUUCCCGGACCUCCUCAUACCUCCCUUUUUUGUAUUCCAGUUCAAUUUAUUAGUCCAGCAAUUCCUUUCCCUCCUUUUUAAUCCUGAUCUUUCAUCUUAAUAUAUUAUAGCAUUAGGAUUUUACGUAUUGAAAAUCCAAUUUUUCCAUAUGAGAAGCAGAGAGUUGUUGGGAGACCCCAUAUUCCCCUCCAUGAGCUAUAACUCCCAGAGUUGUAGAACGAUUAUCAAACCACUCUGGGAACUGUAACUCUGGGAGGAGGAUAGAGCGUCUCCUGACAACACCCACAGCGCUACAAUUCCCAGACGAUUAACUUAUACAGACAUACCUCGGGUUACAGACGCGUGAGGUUGCGUGUUUUCAGGUUAUGGAUGUGCCGAAACCCGGAAGUACCAGAAUGGGUUACUUCCGGGUUUCGGUGCAUGUGCAGAAGCACUAAAUCGUGCUUUGCGCAUGUGCAGAAUCGCAACCUCUGCGUGCUCAGGCAUGGCGCUGCGGGUUGCGAACGUGCCUCCUGCACGGAUCACGUUCGCAACCCAAGUGUCCGCUAUAUCCAUGUUCCUUACACCAGACGGCUGAUACGAUUACGGUGGUCCCUCAGGUUAAGAACUUAAUUCGUUCCGGAGGUCCGUUCUUAACCUGAAACUGUUCUUAGCCUGAAGCACCACUUUAGCUAAUGGGGCCUCCCGCUGCCACUGCGCCGCCGGAGCACGAUUUCUGUUCUCAUCCUGAAGCAAAGUUCUUAACCCAAGGUACUAUUUCUGGGGUGGCGGAGUCUGUAACCUGAAGCAUAUGUAACCUGAAGCGUAUGUAACCCGAGGUACCACUGUACUAUUAACAUUUGUGGACAGCCUUUCAUUGGCAGAUUUCGGGGCGGUUUGCAACAUAAAAACACGCAAACCUGGCUCCAUGACCGCUAUACUUUUUGUGUUGAUAACAGGAAAAAAACGAAAAUGGGUUGCUGGUUUCUUUUGCUGGUGGAGGGGAGAAAAUGUGUCUGAAACUGGACGGAGACUUCUGCAAGAGUCGCAGCUCCCUGCAAGCUCUCGGGGACAGCUGAUAUAUUUUGCGUUUGUAACACAGCGCAGAACGUGGCACAUAUUAGCCGUGUGCGCAUGGAUUUGUGGAGGGGCCAGUUUUCCCUCCUGGGCAGCCCCACUCUUAGCCAAACCUUCGCCGCCAGCGCUGCCGUGGUUCUGCCGGCACCGUGGUUCCGCUCGUCUGUUUAUGAUGUGGCUUCCUUUUCCCCCAGAGCCCGGCCUCCUCCUCCUCCUCCUCCUCCUCUUUGACGUAGAGUCGGCCGAUGCGCUCGCUAGGUCUCUGAGAACUUGCUUGGUGGCGCUUCCUCCCUCCUCUCCCCGCCUGCUUUCGGCAGUCAAACCAGGAAAUAGAAAAAGAGUCUCCGUUUGCUGGGUUGGAGAGAGAGACAGAGAGAGACACACACGGAAGCGUUUCUCCAGGCUGUUCCACGGCAAGGUUUUUCUUUUCCCCCCUCCCUAAGAAAAACCACGCUUGUGCAAAUCGGGAGAUAGAGAUUUAUAUUUGGGGAAAUUGCAGCCGCCUCUCUGGAGACAAGGAAGGAGAAGCAGGAGGGUAAGGAAGCUGGAAAAUGUGUGUUAAACACACCGUGGGAACAAGUUGGACUUCUGGUUCUGGUUUGGAGUCCCAGGAUCCUGCUUCCAUGGGUCACCUGGGUGCCGUGGGGAUGCUCAAGGGGGGGGGGACCCCUGGCCCUUUUGCCUGUUCUCUGCUUCCUCCCAGCGUCUUGGAGUGUAGGAUUUGCACCCCCUCCUGUUCUGUCUGUGUUUACCUGAGCUCAAAAACUUGGCAAUUUCCUGGUAUCUUCAAUCUUGGGGAGAACUUUGGACGUGUGAGGCUAUUGGGCGGCAGCAGUGUUUGUUCACAGGAUCCGAAAAGCUACCCUUCCGCAUCGAAAACAUCGAAAACAUCAACGUUCCCAUCCCUUUGUCAUGCUAGCUUUCCCCUGGCGAGACAUUAUUUUAUUCCCGGGCUUAACCUCAUUUUUAUUUCCUUGUGUGUAGAAAGCUAGUCCUUCAGCAGCCCUGUCUCCUUGACACGCUGGCUUUCCACUGGCAAGACGUCAGAACUUUAUUUAAGAACAAAAUUAACCCUCUUUAGCUCCCCCUUUAAUUAGGAUGAGCCCGCCUUCCUCCGCCUCGCUGGCAGUCGCUUGGGAGUUUACUGCCAUUUCUCCCCUCUUUAAGAGAGGCCUCUCCUAAUCCAGAUUAACAGGGCACCUUUUUAAAAACUGGGUGUUUUGGUUCUUUGGGGGGAAAUUCCCCCCUGCCCCUUCCACCAGCCAUAACCCUCUUCACUUAUUCUUAUUCUUAUUAUUGAUUGUGAAAUGCUUCCCUAAGGGAGAAAAUCAAAACUGCAAUUCUGGACUAUAGUUUCCUGGGAUCGUGAGCGCAGUUGCGUUCCGAGGGGCUUCUUGAGAAAGCGAUGGCGCUGUGAGAUACUUAGUGCACAACUAACCUGCGGAACUCUCUGCUGCUGUGGUCAGCAGUGAACACCAACCUUGGAUGGCUUUGCGAGAGGGUUGGACAAAUCUGUGGCUGUUGAUGGCUACUACUACUACUACUAACAAUACUAGCCACUAGGCCUCUGCUCUGCCUCCAGGGCUGGGGGAACAGAUGCUUCUGAAAGCCAGUUGUUGUGGGAUGGAACGGAGCUCUUGCACCCAGGUCCGUUUCGGCCCCUGCAACUGAGGUUUCAGGGGCCGUUUGGCAAUGAACUUCUAUACCGUGGUACCUCUGGUUACAUAUGCUUCAGGUUACAGACUCCGCUAACCCAGAAAUAGUACUUCGGGUUAAGAACUUUGCUUCAGGAUGAGAACAGAAAUCGUGAGGUGGUGGAGGGAGGCCCCAUUAGCUAAAGUGGUACCUCAGGUUAAGAACAGUUUCAGGUUAAGAACGGACCUCCGGAACAAAUUAAGUACUUAACCCGAGGGACCACUGUUCCUGAAAUAUAACUCUGUGCAUGCUUGUUUCGCAUGCUAACCAGCCUUCUGUUCCCCCUCCAGCUCGGACGUGAAGCGUUGCCGCAAGAUAGCCGCUCUCAAUCUCCCCCUUGCCGCCAUGUCGCCGUUUUCGGAGAGCAGCCCGCUGCAGGCGCCGGAAGGAACCCCCACGGCCCCUUCGAGGAGAGGACCCCCGGCCCACUAGCGCGGCACAUGCGGGUGACGGUCCGCCCCCUGGUGCCCUCCCCUCCUCCUCCUCCUCCUCUACCCGGGAUGGUUUACUGACCAAGAAAAGAGAACCGGCGUUUUCGACCUCCUUUUCCUCUUCUCUCGCUUUCGUGCUCCCCUUCCCCUCCUUCCCCUGACCCCCCUACCCCGCCCUCUCCCCGCCCUGACCCCCCAGCCGUCCCCUGCAACGUUUCGGCCCUCGGAUUUGCAUGGCAGCAGCGUAACCGUGGAGAGGCCAGGGUAUCACAAACUUAUGGAUUUUGAUAAGAGAGGAGGCAAAGGGGACGCGGAGGAAGGGCGAAGGAUGUCUAAGACAGGGAGCAGCCGCAACACGCACGGGAGCCGGACGUCCGGGACCAACUCUGGAGUCUUAAUGGUCGGCCCGAACUUCCGUGUCGGGAAGAAGAUCGGGUGUGGGAACUUUGGGGAGCUUCGACUAGGUGAGUCUCUGCACCUUCCUGUCCGUGGCCUGUUUUCAAAUUCCAAGAAAAAAGCACACCAAGAACUCAGGCUGAUGUAAUUUUCAGUAGUGGGAGUGGUCCCUACUCGCAAGUCAAUGUUGUUGUGUCCGCCUCUUCGUGACCCCCUGGACCAGAGCACGCCAGGCACUCCUGUCUUCCACUGCCUCCCGCGGUUUGUUCAAACUCAUGCUGGUAGCUUCGAGAACACUGUCCAACCAUCUUGUUUUUGUUUUUUUUAAAUGAUAUUUAUUAAAAUUUCAAGAAAAAGAUUACAUUGAUAAGAAAAAUAACAAUAGAAAAAAGAAAAAUACAAAGUGCAAAAAAAAAAAUUAAAAACAAUUCCAUCUUUUCAUCACUUCUCUUACAUUUACUUAUUUCCCGGACCUCCUCAUACCUCCCUUUUUUGUAUUCCAAUUCCAUUUAUUAAUCCAGCAAUUCCUUUCCCUCCUUUUUAAUCCUGAUCUUUAAUCUUAAUAUAUUAUAGCAUUAGGUUUUUACGUAUUGAAAACCAAUUUUUCCAUAUUCUUUUAUACCAUUACAGCUAGAAACCACUUAACUUCAAUCCAACAUCAUUCUAACAUUCAUGAAUUUUACAUUAUUUCUGUAAAUAGUCUUUAAAUUUCUUCCAAUCUUCUUCCACCGACUCUUCUCCCUGGUCUCGGAUUCUGCCAGUCAUUUCUGCCAAUUCCAUAUAGUCCAUUACCUUCAUCUGCCAUUCUUCCAAAGUGGGUAGAUCUUGUGUCUUCCAAUGCUUUGCAAUAAGUAUUCUUGCUGCUGUUGUAGCAUACAUAAAGAAAGUUCUGUCCUUCUUUAACACCUGUCCAACCAUCUUGUCCUCUGUCGUCCCCUUCUCCUUGUGCCCUCCAUCAUUCCCAACAUCAGGGUCUUUUCCAGGGAGUCUUCUCUUCUCAUGAGGUGGCCAAAGUCUUAGAGCCUCAGCUUCAGGAUCUGUCCUUCCAGUGAGCACUCAGGGCUGAUUUCCUUCAGAAUGGAUAGGUUGGAUCUUCUUGCAGUCCAUGGGACUCUCAAGAGUCUCCUCCAGCACCAUCGCAAGUCAAUAGUCAAUAGUAACAAAAACUAAUCCAUUCAAAAGUAGGUAUUCUGACAAGGAUUACAAACUCAAAUAGAGAUUACAAACUCAGACUCAUAAAAAUAUGUAGAACCCUUUAAAAAUUAGGUAAGGAACCAAAUGUUAUAUAAUACUGUUUUACAGAUUAUAAUUUAGGAUAAUUUAGAAUUUAAAUGUAUUUUCAUGUAAUAUUUGAUACUUCCAGCUGAUGAAGGUGAAUACAUCGAAACAGGACCCUUUCCUGAUUUCUAAUCCAUAACUGACUUCUGACUUCUGCUCAGUGAUUGAAACUAAGACCUCCACGACGAAUCUGAUGAUGGACUAACAUGAACUUAUCUCUACUCAUAAACUCUUCUCUCUAAUUCUGUAACAAAUUAUUGUGUUAUACAUAUUUUUAUGAGUUUGAGUUUGUAAUCUCUGUUUCAGUUUGUAAUCCCUGUCAGAAUACAUACUUUUGAAUGGAUUAGUUUUUGUUACUAUUGACUAUUGACUUGCGAGUAGGGACCACUCCCACUGUUGAAACUUACAUUGGCCUGAGUUCUUGAUGUGCUUUUUUCUUGGUAUAUUUAAUAACAAGAACUCCCAACUGUUUUCAAAUUCCACCCUGCUUUCUGAACGCAAUGCAUUCCCAGGAAAUGGUUUGCUAAAUGAGCUGGCUGACGAUUCCCAUUAUUUAUAGGGACAUUUGAUGCAUGCUUUCUGUCCCAAACUGUUGCAGACCCCCCAGCGAAAGUCAAACAAAUGGGAGGAACCUGGUACGUCUCGUUUCUUCUGCUCCCUGGUUUGUUCCAACUCUCUCCCUCCCUUUGUGGUUUCUGCCCGAAAAUGGCUUCCGCUGACCAGCGAAACACAAGCAGGUGUGGAAGUGGGCACACUCUGGCGGUUCGGAUAUCUGAAUCAGCCACUCGUGUAUCAAGGUUUGGGUAUAAUUACUUAACUGAGAUUUUGGAUAACAGGCCUUUCCUGCUAGUGGGAGCUGUGUGUGUAUAAAAUGGGGAGGAUGAUUAGAACGACGGGUGAAAAUGAAAAGGUGAGAGGCCAAACUCUGAAGCAGGUACACAGAAUGAAUACAGUUGCACAUGGGUUGAAAUAGCAGAGUAAAGAAUCUCAGCGUAAUGUGAUGGUCAAGUAUAAAUCCCAAUCUGAUAGGCCCACAGUGAGGGUUGUCUUGGAAAUUAUGGUUCCACAGUGAAUACGAAAUCAUAUAAAAAGUGCCCUCAGGUUCUAGGUCUUGUUGAAAUCUCAGAUUGCUCAUGAUUUUCUCCUUUACGGCUACAUUAAUAAUAAUAAUUUUAUUAUUUAGAUGUUGCUCCAGCCACUCUGGGGGGCUCCCAACUAAGUAUUAAAAACACAAUAAAACAUCAAGUGUCAAAAACUUCCCUAUACAGGGAUGCCUUCUGGUGUCUUCUAAAAGUCAGUUCUUUUAUCUCCUUGACAUCCGACAGGAGGGCGUUCCACAGGGUGGGCGCCACCACCGAGAAGGCCCUCUGCCUGGUUCUCUGUAACCUCGCUUCUUGAUUGGGGUGGAGACGCUCCUUCAGGUAUACUGGGCCAAGGCCGUUUAGGUCUUUAAAUGUCAGCACUAACAAUUUGAAUUGUGCUUGGAAACGUACUGGGAGCCAGUGUAGAUCCUUUAGGACUGGAGUUGUAUGGUUCCAGUCACCAGUCUUGCUGCCACAUUCUGGAUUAGUUGUAGUUUCCGAGUCACCUUCAAAGGCAGUCCCACGUAGAACGCAUUGCAGUAGUCCAGGCGGGAGAUAACCAGAGCAUGGACCACUCUGGCGAGACAGGGAGCGUCUCAGAUGGAGCUGGUAGACAGCUGCCCUGGACGCAGAACUGACCUGCGCCUCCAUGGACAGCGGUGAGUCCAAAAUGACCCCCAGGCUGCACACCUGCUCCUUCCGGGGCACAGUUACCACUUUCAGGACCAGGGAGUCCCCCACACCUACCUGCCCCCCAGAAACAACACUUCAAUCCGUUAGCCACCAUCCAUCCUCCAACCACCUCCAGACACUCACACAUCCCAGAGUGGGCAUCUCUUGCAAGAUUUCGGGCUGUUUCCCCGUUGAGUUGCAAUUGCCAGUCAAACUGCCCAGAUCCUUCUGUUGCAGCCACCGCAGCCGAGGUUUCAGGUGGCAUUUGGCAAUUAGCUUGCGUAUCUGAGUUUCUAACGCUGUGAUCCUGCCGCCUAGCUGAGCACCAGCAAUGUUUGCAGACCCUGGCAGCACCAGUCUGUUUCCCUGGGAGGAUUCGUCCCGGGUGCCAGCUGGAGAAUAGCCGCUCUCCAUUGCUCUGCUGCUAAGGCUAUAUUUUCCGCUACAUCCUCCCAAAUGCCAGGGAUUAUCUCUCCUCCUUUAUCCUCUGCCACCCGCAGGCGCAGCCUCUCGUUCCGGCCACCCCCUGGCAGACAGACAGACAGAUCUCCGCUCAGCUGGAGCUCCCACCCUCUGAUUUAUUUAUUUUUUGCUCCUGCAUUCGCUCCACCCCGGCCCAGAUCCAUAGCUGUCAACGCUUCCCCUUUUUAAAGGCAAAUUCCCUUAUUCCGAAUAGGAUUCCUCUCAAGAAAAGGGAAAAGUUGACAGCUAUGCCCAGAUCAGAUUUCCUUUUCCGGGUCGUGUUCCUCAAAGACGUGGUAUUUUGAAUGUCGCACUCAUCAGUUCCCCAACCCCGCAAAAACCCCAGCUUCUAGACUUGAAAGCAAUCAUAGAAUCAAAGAAUCGUAGCUUUGGAAGGGACCUCUGAGGGUCAUCCAGUCCAACCCCCUGCAACGCAGGAAUCAACAGCUCAAGCAUCCGUGACAGAGGGUCACUGAGAUAUCUGUGGCCAUGGGAUUGAGCAGGAUUUUUCAAAAAUCUGGUGUGCCUGGGCAGAGAGUAGCAUUAUUCUCUGUACAAAUUAAAUUUCUGCAAACUCUAAAAGUUUGUAGACCUUAAAAUAAGGCAGCCCACUGCGAACUGAGCUGAAUUUUACAGAAAAUGAGUUCUGUCUGUGUGUGUCGGUGUCAGUGAACAUAUGCAAAUUAAAUUUAUACAGAAUCAAAAGUUUCUGGAGCUUUUAGACUGAAGGCAUUCCACACAGUGAAGUAGCAGCCGCUGAGGAAUUGUGUAGGAUUUUUCAAGAAGGUGUAUGUGCUUGCAAGGAGCGUGGCUGUCUUUGCGUAAAUUAAAUUACUACAAAAGUUUUUAGACCUUAAGACUAAACACACAAGACCCAGCAAAAUAUCCACAGGACUGAGCAGAGGAGUUCUAGUCGCUAAUAAUAAUAAUAAUAAUAAUAAUAAUAAUAAUUAUAAUUAUAAUUAUAAUAAUUAUACCCCACCCAUCUGGCUGGGUUUCCCCAGCCACUCUGGGCUGCUUCCAACCAAAUAUUAAAAACAGUACAGCAUCAGAUUUUAAAAACUUCCCUAAGCAGGGCUGCCUUCAAUUGUCCUUUAAAAGUAAAAUAGUUGUUUAUUUCUUUGACAUCUGCUGGGAGGGCGUUGCACAGGGCAGGUGCCACUACCAAAAAGGCCCUCUGCCUUGUUCCCUGUAACCUUACUUCUUGUAUAGUUGCUUUCCCUGUGCAAAACAAACUUUAUGCAAACGGAUGGCAUCAUCCAUGUUGCAAAUAUAGGUUAUGACCCUUGUACUUUUAAUUCCACUUCCCUUUUAAUUUGCAUACCUCCUUUCUAUAUUGCCCGGCCUAUAGAUUUGAGUUUCUAACAGCGCGGGCAUCAUAUUUUUGUCCUAUUUAUUUAUAAACACACACCCACACCCAUUUUUUUUGGAAACCUGCUUUCUCCUCCUCCGGUGGUUUUUUCCAGUCUGUCUCCAAGGGUGGCCCCACGGACAGAGCAUUGCAGCAGUCCAGCUUGGAAGCGCCCAGGCGGCAAACAAGGUGGCCCCCUCCCAGCACUGCUGGACUACAGCUCCCACCGGGCAGUGUGGGAAAUAGCAAAGGACAAUGGGAGUUGUAGUCCACCACCACCACCAAAACCUCCAUGGAAGGGGCAGAACUGGCGGGUGCCCAGAAUCCUUUGCAACACAGAGAGGUUCUGUGGCUGUUUUAUGGGGCGGAUUGGGAUGGGCAAGCAGGCAAAGUUAUUUUGCCCCGUGGGAAUUUCUUUCCGGAGAAAGCGGGGGGCACACGUCAUAUUUCCUCUUGGCGGCAGUGAUGAGCCCCAGCGCAAAAGCUUCCCUCUGCCGGACGCCCUUGAAAUCGGACCCUCGAGGUCCGUAUUCUUUCAUUUCCUUUAUUUUUAUUUUUUAAAUUAAAUGCUUGGAACGCCUCUGGAACAGGAAAGGUCAGGAGGGAUGCAAAGCGCUGAUGCCCGGGAGCAGGUGCGAGAGAGGAGGGGGGGAGAUUUGCACGUACGAAAGCCACAAGGACAAAUUGUUUUGAGGGGGACAGCGAAGGAACGUUCGGCUAUUUCACCGUGACCUCAUAGCAUUCCUUGCCCUCCGCUCAGGAAGGGACAGGCUGCCAGCUUUCCAUGGGGCCAGCGGAGAAUUGGAAAUUUGUCCCCCACCCCUUGACACAUUGAGAAGCACCUGUUGAUCGUGCAAAGCCUUCCGCUCUCUAGCAGAGGAGGCUGAGCGGAGCGUCUCUGUGUGAGUUGCUGUUCCUGAGCUGUUGCUCCUCUAAUUAAUUAAUCAAUUUUGCUGCUUUAAAAUGUGGAUUUUUUUAAUUAAAAAAUUGUAUUUAUGCAGUUAUUUUUGUAACCGUGAAAAACAACUUGGAUACUUAUUUAUUGCAUUGUAUAUCAAUAAUAUAUAUCAAUAUCACUGCGGGAGGCAGUGGAAGACAGGAGUGCCUGGCGUGCUCUGGUCCAGGGGGUCACGAAGAGUCGGACACGACUAAACAACAACAACAAAAUAUCAAUAAUAAUAAUAAUAAUAAUAAAUUAUUUAUACCCCGCCCAUCUGACUGGGUUUCCCCAGCCACUCUGGGCAGCUUCCAACAGAAUAUUAAAAUACAAUAAUCUAUUAAACAUUAAAAGCUUCCCUAAAAGCUUCAAUUGCCUAUUAAGUACAGUGGUACCUCAGGUUACAUACGUUUCAGGUUACAUACGCUUCAGGUUACAGACUCCGCUAACCCAGAAAUAGUACCUCGGGUUAAGAUGAGAACAGAAAUUGCACGGCGGCAGCGGCAGCGGCAGCGGGAGGCCCCAUUGGCUAAAGUGGUGCUUCAGGUUAAGAACAGUUUCAGGUUAAGAAUGGACCUCCGGAACGAAUUAAGUACUUAACCUGAGGUACCACUGUAUUUUCUUAAUUUUACUUUAUUUUUUAAGCGGUGUAAACUGCAUGGAGAUUCCUUUUUGUUGCACUGUGCAUACAUUAUCUUUUUUAAUUUUUAAAAAUAUGCCGUGCUGUCUAUUCCUAUGCUUCGCUUCAUGUUUUGAUUACUAUGCUCAGUAAAAUGUGGUUUUGAUGUUGUACACCACCCUGAGAUCUUUUGGUGAAGGGUGGUAUAGUAACAACAACAACCACGAAUGAUGGUGAUAUUUUUUAUACCCCACCCAUCUGACUGUGUUCCCCAGCCAUUCUGGGCAGCUUCUAACAUAUAUAAAAACAUAAUAAACAUUGCAAAACUUCCCUAUACAGGGCUUCUUUCAGAUGUCUAAAGGUUGUAUAGUUACUUAUCUCCUUGACAUAAAUCUCCUUGAAUAAAUUAUUACAAUUUAUUUGAUUUAUAUAUCCCCCUUUUAAAUCCCAGGACGGUGUACAUUAAAAACACAUAUGAUGGAAUCGUGAUGUGUGUGUGUGUGUGUGUGUGCGCUAUGUAAAAACCAUAAUGUGGAAAAAACUGUGAAGCCAGCCAAUGCCUCUACAUAACUCCAUCCUUAUUUCAGACAUUGUGAUAUAUCAGUAUAUUGGUCUAUCAUGAUGUUUAGCUGGUGAUAUAUCACAAUGUUGAAAACCAGAUAUCGCCCAGCCCUACCACCACCCUCUCUCGAGCUUUAGCAGGCCAUAGAUUAGUUAAUGGCCAAAGAGGACUGCUUUUCCUUGGUACCUAAAGACAUGUAAUGAAGGCUCCAGGCAAGCCUCUCUGGAGAGAGCAUCCCACAGACAGGGAGCCACCACCAAAAAGGCCCCGCUUUCGUGUUGCCACCCUCUGAACCUCUUGGGGAAGGAGGACAUGUGUGAUGGUCUGGGACUCUGGCUCGGACUCGGAACCAGAGGAGACUCAGUCCGCAUCAGAUCCUUUGCCUCAGGCAUCACCUGAACUGAGUCUGGGGACUGAUCCUGAAGAGUCCCAGUCUGCACAGGUUCCCCUGCAACAAGCACCAGCUGGGCCGAGUCAGGGGCCUGAGCCUGCCCUGGCUCCAGAUGCGGGGAUGACCUCGUUGCCUUCAGCUGGGCCAUCACUCACAGCUGCUCCACUACCGGUUGGGUCAGGGGAGGCUGAGGCGGCCUCUGGGUCUAGUAACCCACCGACGUCUCCCGAGCUGCAGAGACUCAGGUCUGAGAGAAGGAGAGACCUGAGUACUCGCAGGAGGAGUGCUCGCCUUCGGGCGAAACAGGGAGGGGAGUUACUGGGGGAUCAGGACCGGCCGCUACCCCGACAAAGAUAAAAGGCUGACGGACCCUGCCCCAGGUUGCGGGAGCAACGUUGCUGUGUGCCAGAUCCUGUACCUGUCAUUGCCUGGUUUCCUGCCUCGUGUCCUGCCAUGGCCCUGUCGGACUGACACCUAGCAGAACCUUUGGAUUCUGGACCGGACCUGGACUGCGAUUCUCGGGUUACCCCCGGGUCCAGCACAACAUGUUAUUAUCGUUCAUGGGAUUUAGAUUGUGCUUUGCCUCCCCAAGGAGCCCAACAGGGGCAAGCGGACACGCCGUAUAAAAGCGAAAAACGCUCAGAACAUUGCAAAAGCCGAUUGCCAUCUGCAAACAUUCCAAAAUCAGGUUGCAGUGAAAAGCCUUUUCCCCUCGGAUGAUCUCGGGGGGGUUUCCAGGAAGAGGCUUUCUUCCGCCACCAAAUGCCUGGGUUAAACCGGAAUGUUUUCAAAUUCCCACGCUUCUUUUUCCUAAGUCUGGGGUUGUUCUGCUGGGCUUUGCUCAGCUCUGUUUAAGGGAUUUCACAGACGCCUGCCCGCCCCCCGCAAAAUUGAUGCUGCAAAAUAGUUGCUCACUGCUGCUCACGGCUUGUGUAAAAUUGCCAAAUAACUUAAUCCCGCGUUUGCUUCUUUCCUCCUCCUGCCAAAACCAUUUUCCUUUCAUGCUGUGUACUUUUAGAUUGUAAGCCCAAAAGGCAGGAUCUGUUUCUCUCUCUCCUCUUUUAAGUGGUCUGUAAUCUACUUUGGGAGCUUUCCUUGGUGGGAGGAAACUAUUUAAAUAACUGAAUUGGGUGCACAUUGGGCGAAGGAGAAGAAUUUUGGUUUGGGGAAAAGCAAUUAUGGGUUGCAGGGCUGGCAUACCAGUUCCUUAGAUGCCCGUUUUGUUUGAUGACAACCAAAUAUUGUAAACUAUUCCAUGAUGUCAAGAGUUUUUUCAGGCAGAAUACUCAAUGCGUCUGACGAGUUACUUUUAAGGCAAUUAUGCCACAGGCCAAAUGAAACAGAGGUAUCAAUCACACCCUUUACCUCUUGCAAGGAUUAUGUAAUCUGAGGUGCGGAAGAAGAACAAGAAAAGAAAAACUUGGAUAUAAUCAGGAAAUUUUGAAGGCAAUUGAAUAUGAUGACGCUAAUGUAUUCUUGGUGCAGAAUGUGAAUAAAUAUGUCAACUGGAUUUAGUAACUGGAAACCCUUUUUUAAAAAAGAAUUAGGAAUAUCAGGAGAAUGUGUUGCACUUUUUAUGAUCUUGAAAAGAUUAUUUAUAUGAAAAUACUUAUACUUUUUUUUCAAAAAAAGCAGUUUACAACAAAAAUACAGUAAAAGUAUACAAAAAACAAAACCCACAACGGCAUCAGUUCCACCUAGAACACCAUUUAACCAUUGUGGAAAAAAUGUAUUCUUAACUGCCUACAUAGGCCUGGCAGAAUAGACAGGUUUUCAGCAGGUGUUGAAUCUCAAGUGGCAGAGAGUUCUGCAGGGCUGGGCUGAUAACACUAAAGGCUUGGGUUCCUUGUUGUCAAAUGAACCUCAACAACCCUGGGAAUGAUCCAACGACGCUCCUGCAGGUAGUCUCAGCGAUCAAGCUUGGGCUAUGAGGCUUCAGCCGAGUCCUGAAAAGCUUUAAUUUUCAACCAUCUAUCUUAUUUUUGGAAUGGUUGUUAAGUGUCGAUAAACAUUGUGACGAAAGAUCUUUUCCCAUAAACUUCCAUGAGGUUUUUUUUGUUUUGUUUUGUUUUUUGGUGAUGCUGCAAAUUAUGGGUUGUCCUGCUCUAAGUAGACCCAUUGGACCAGAGUUGAGUCACACCCACCCAGUUUCAAUGGAUCUGCCCUGAGCAGGAUUUAGUUGGGCACAAUCCUAGCAUGGUAUGUUUUACCUAUUGAUAAGUCGUAUAUUUAAGUAUCGAUUCAAUUAAAUUUGCACAUUUUUUUAAAGGAUGCCUCUGUGCAGAUGAUGGGCUAAUUUUUCAACUGCUUUUAGGAUCUGCCUUCUUAGCUUAUUUUCAAAUGCAUUUGAGAAGAGCCACCACCUUCUGUGAUUAGAUGUGAUUUCUGUAUUUCAGGGGGUUAGACUAGAUGACUCUGGGGUUCCCUUUCCAGUUCUACAAUUCUGCGAUUCAGUGACAAACAAAUUAUUAACUGUAAGAUAAUCCUGGCAUUCCUGGUUAUUCAAAGCCAGCAAAAAGAAAAAGAAAAAGGCCCGUUUCACGAAUCGUUCACACUUGAUAGACUGCGUACCCAACUUGGUUAAAAGUUGUACUAAAUUAUUAAAAGUUAAUCAUUAUUUAUCAGUUAAUUUGUGUGUAAUUAGCAAGAGGUGCAGUACAGGAAUACGCAGCUGUCCCUGACAGGGAUCGAACCUGCGACUUUGGCAUUUAUCAGCACCAUGCUCUAAGCAACAGAGCUGUUCGCUUGGGCAAGAAACAUUAACACAACAAACAGAACAAAUUCCAGCCCACCAGAUACUUUAGAAUGCUGCUUUGAAUUUUUUUUUUUAAAUGAUAUUUAUUAAAAUUUCAAAGAAUACAAGAAUUACACAAAAACAAAAAAUAAAAAUACAAAAUGCUGCUUUGAAUUUUAAUCUGUUUUGGGUUUUUUUGUCUGUUGCCCAUUUUAAUUUCUUGAACGUUUCGAAUUAUUUUUGUUCGUUGUGUUUUAUCGAUGGUUUUAUUGUUUUGUCUUCCUUCGUAAGCUGCUUGUUUGUGAAAUACUGUAUUUUUCCGUGUAUAAGACUAUAUUUCUCCCCCCCCCCCAAUUUUUUAAGUUUAAAUUUGUGGGUCGUCUUAUACACGGAAUGUUGCAAUUAAUUAUUGCUUAAUUUUGGGCUCCAAAAAUAGUGGGUGUCUUAUACAUGGAAAAAAUAUGGUAAUAAUAAUAAUAAAACUUCCUCAGAACCGGAAGGGGAGAGGCACUCUGUACAUGCACGGCAACACCCUUAUCGUACAAUAGGCUUUUCAUUCCUUUAAAAGAGAGAGAUGCACUGGUUCUACCCUUAGUACCUGAUAACCAUGGUUUGGAAGAGAACACUUUUUAUUUAUUGGAUGUGAAAAAAGUGGGGGAGGAGCACGGUACAGUGGACGCUCGGGUUGCGAACGUGAUCCGUGCGGGAUGCACGUUCGCAACCCGCAGAAUUCGCAACCCACAUCUGCGCAUGCGCGGGUUGCGAUUCGGUGCUUCGGCGCAUGCGCAAAGUGCGAUUUAGCGCUUCUGCACAUGCGCGACCGCCGAAACCUGGAAGUAACCCAUUCCAGUACUUCCUGGUUUCGGCGGUCCGUAACUCAAAAAAACGCAACCUGAAGCGUCUGUAACCCGAGGUAUGACUGUAUUUGUGGACAGAAUAUUAAACAGUCAUACCUCAUGUUACGUUCUUUCAGGUUGCGUCCCGCGGUGACCCGGAAGUACUGGAAAGGGUUACUUCCGGGUUUCAUUGCUCGCUCAUGCACAGAAGCACAAAAUGACGUCAUGCGCAGAAGCGGCGAAUCGCAACCCGUGUGUGCGCAGACGCGCUGCUGUCAGUUGCGCUCUUUCAUGUUGCGAACGGGUCUCUGGAACGGAUCCCAUUCACAACCAGAGGUACCACUGUAAUCGCAACAGACAGUGAUACUUAAAUUGUAAAUUCCCUUUUUAAAAAAAGCAUUCGCAAGUGGGCUUAUACCAUCUUUUGCAGACAUAGGUCUCUCACAAAGAAUAAUGGAGUCGGAAGAGGGGCCUCCAGAGUCAUCUAGUCCAACCCUCUGCAAUGCAGGAAUUUUUUCACCCAAAAAUUUCUGGGAUUAACUGUCAUGGAAUUUUCUAGUGUGGAGAUCCUAAAUUGGGAUUUGCGUGUGUGUGUGUAAUUGUCUCUUUUUUUGACUAAAUUCUUUUCUUCUUCUUUUUUAAAAAAACCUUUCUUAUAGGGAAGAACCUCUAUACGAACGAAUAUGUAGCGAUCAAGUUGGUAAGUGAUCUUCCGAUAAUAGGUUGGUUCUCUGGGUUUGUCUGUUUUUAAACGGGGCUGUCUCUUCUUUCUCCCCAUCCUCAUCUUUAUGUAGGGACCAUUGUUUUUCAAAAUAUAUUAUUAUUAUUAUUAUUAUUAUUACCUGGUUGGCCACUGUGAGAACGGGAAGCUGAACUAAACGAGCCACUGGCCUGAUUGAGCAGGCAGACUGUGAUGUUGCCCCAUUUGCACCGGAAAAUAAAGGGAUUUUUGCAGCUCUCCAUUCUCUCUUCCUCUUCCUCUCUCCAGGAACCCAUCAAGUCCAGAGCUCCUCAGCUCCACCUGGAAUACAGGUUCUACAAACAGCUGGGAAAUGCAGGUGGGUAGCGGGCUGGCCGGUCUUGCACUCCUCACUCCCCAGAGGGGCUUCGGAAGAAGCCGUAAUAAGCGAAAAUCUGCCCUUACUCCCUUAUGGGGGACACAAGAGCCCUUAUAGAGUCCUUUGCAGGUUCUCCAUCAGUCGGACAGAGAACAGAGGCCAACCAGAGAAUAUUGAGAAGCAAAGCAGCUCGUAAGACUGGUUUUUAUUGAAUUAUUGCAAGAGGGUGCCCCUUUCACAUGCAGGAAAGGAGGAGGACCCAGAACCAAGGUGUGCUUGCCCUUAUAUAGACAUUUUAAAUUGCCCGCCCUGGAGUCCAAGACCACCCCCAGAGACAUUAUACCUACAUCACAGAAAGGGUGGUCUACAGCAGAAAUCUGAGUGCGUUGUUUACCACCUGUCUGGCAGGUUAACUGUUAAUGCUCACUUGAUUGGAUACCCUGGGGAGCCUGGCCAGUCUUUUGUAAUGAUAAAUACUUAGUUCCUGAGCCAGGUCAUAGGCUCACCCUAUUCAUUCAUACACAGACAUACCCUUAAGACAGGAUAUGUGAAGGAAAAGACAGCGGGGAGGCUUUUCCAUUUUCCUUUGACCUUGCAGAGAACUCACUUGGUCAGUUUGGGAGUCAAAAUGGUUUCCGGGCUGUUUUCCUGUGCUGCUUCAGACAUGUGGUUUAUAUAUUUAUGUACAUGUUUGCUUGGUACAUUUAUGAACAUUUGUUAUAUAUAUAUAUAAAGGUAAAGGGACCCCUGACCGUUAGGUCCAGUCGUGACCGACUCUGGGGUUGCGGCGCUCAUCUCGCUUUAUUGGCCAAGGGAGCCGGCGUACAGCUUCCGGGUCAUGUGGCCAGCAUGACUAAGCCGCUUCUGGCAAACCAGAGCAGCGCACAGAAACGCCGUUUACCUUCCCACCAGAGCAGUACCUAUUUAUCUACUUCACUUUGAGGUGCUUUCGAACUGCUAGGUGGGCAGGAGCAGGGACCAAGCGACGGGAGCUCAUACCGUCGCGGGGAUUCGAACCGCCAGCCUUCUGAUUGGCAAGUCCUAGGCUCUGUGGUUUAACCCAAAGCGCCACCCGCGUCCCUUGUUAUAUAUAUAUAUAAGACCUUAAUCCCCCCCCCCAAAAAAUGGGCACUAGUCCUUAUGAUGGUGCAAGGAGUGGCUUUGAAGGGAUGUUUUGCAACACAGCCUCCGGAACAGCUGUAAAGAUUUGAGACAGGUGUUUUCAGGGUGACCCUGGAGAAGACGGAAACUAAAAGACGAUGGGGCUACUUCCCCGCCCCCCCAGUGUUGAUUUUUUGACGUAAGCUGUGCUGCCGCCUUGCUCUUUUUCUCAGCCUUCACCUUCCCUGUCCGCAGGACGGGCGACAGUCGUGCUGGCCUACCUUCCAAGGCGUUUAUUAAGCGUUAAUAAUAUUGACAGCCUCUCUGCUGCUCUUCUUCUUCCGGUCGACGCCAGGCAGGGACGUUCCCUGAAUUCAGUUCCUCCCGAAAAUACGUUUGCUUAGGCAAGUCAACCCAGACCCAUGUCAGACGUUGACAUGUUUCAAUCUCUCGUUAAUUCUGCUGCUAAUUUUAAUGAUCUCUUAAAGCUCAAAGCCGACUUUUAACUCUCUUUCUGUCGAUAAUCUUAUUGCUCAGGUUUUGUUACAGCCAGCGGUGGGUGAAUUCUGUUAGGUAGAAGAUGUAAGUAAAAAUGAAAGAAGUCAAUACAAAUAAAAGAAGUCAAUAAAAAUGAAACUGUGUGUUGAUGGCCCUUAACCUUUUCACAACAGCACUUGGGGAACACACUGAGAUAACGGGACUCAAUUGUUAGUGAGAUUACUAUUUAACUUGUAAAAUGGGACUUAAAAGCCCAUUCUUUUUACAUCAUGGUCUUGGGGGCUGAAUCUAGGCAGCGUUAUAAACUCAGAUAUAUAAUAAGCUAGGUGCCAAACAUCUCCUUGAGCCAGGGUUACAGUCGCCAAAAGAGAAUGCCCCUUUUGGUCAAGGUGGCUCUAAAGUCUUAUUUUCCAAAUGAUGGACUGACUGUGAUGGAUUCUCAGUUAAAUAUCUGGCUAGUUCAGAAGACAACCUUGAGCCAGGUUAAGAGCUCUGAGAAUUUAAAAGAAGAAAAGUCACUUGAUCCAAAGACAGUCCACAUAUCUAUUGGACUGUUCUGACCUCUUUUUCAUAAUGGUGACUCAGACCAUUCAUAACGUAGGGGUAUAAUUCACAACCAUGAGAAGUGCAGUGGGGGAAGUGAAGAAAAGCAACAACAAUUCACUAUAAUGUCGUUCACUGCUUCUGCUCGGACUGCACAGAAAAAGCAUUUUGGUUCCUGAAAUUCAUUCCGAUUGUGCAGAUAAAAUAUAUUGGAGAGAAUUCUACAGGAGGGGGUGUUGGUGUUUGAAAACAGUCCAGAUCCAAGGAUCCCCAUCCUGGCACCCAGCCCUCUUCACCUGGUGGCCGAUAGCCAGGUGCAAAAUGUGAAUUUUAGACGCUACUCAUGAGGAAGCCUGCAUUGUAGUAGUAGUAGUAGUAAUAAUAAUAAUAAUAAUAAAUUUUAUUUAUACCCUGCCCUCCCCAGCCAGAGCCAGGCUCAGGGCGGCUAACAUCAAUAAAAUUUCAGUAAAAACAUAAUAAGAAAAGAAAAAGAAAUUAAAAUACAGGUUAAAAUGCAAUUUUUUUAAAAAAACCAAAAACCCAGAAAGUUCUCAGCCACAAGGAGCAUCCUGGAAAUUCAACCAAUCUUGAACUGAACCGAAAUUGUCCCUGACUCCACUUUGCGGUAUUCGUUUGAGAAGCUCUAGAGUUGUCCUCUGAACUGCCUUCCCUUCUUCUCCACAGAAGGGAUACCUCAGGUCUAUUACUUUGGGCCCUGCGGGAAGUACAACGCGAUGGUCCUGGAGCUGUUGGGACCCAGCCUGGAGGACCUCUUUGACCUCUGCGACCGGACCUUCACCCUCAAGACGGUCCUUAUGAUCGCCAUCCAACUGGUGAGCAGAGAACAACAACACCACGCUUUUUUGGAAGGACCCCGUGCAACACACCCCGAUGCCCUUGCCAACUCUGUAGAGGAAGUAGUAUGAUGCAUGGAACACGUUGGCGACUAAUAUACAGUGGUGCCCCGCAAGACGAAUGCCUCGCAAGACGAAAAUCUCGCUAGACGAAAGGGUUUUGCGUUUUUUGAGUCGUUCCGCAAGACGAAUUUCCCUAUGGGCUUGCUUCGCAAGACAAAACGUCUUGCGAGUUCAUGCGAGUUUGUUUCCUUUUUCUUAAAGCCGCUAAGCCGUUAAUAGCCGCUAAGCCGCUAAUAGCCGUGCUUCGCAAGACGGAAAAACCGCAAGACGAAGAGACUCGCGGAACGGAUUAAUUUCGUCUUGCGAGGCACCACUGUACAUACAAUAACUACCGAAAUAAUUAUACAUUCUUUAUCAAUCUUCUGAGAAAAAUACAAAACCUUGUGUAAAGCCACAGAGACUUAAGAUGAACUUACCGUGUCUGGUUUCAAUGGAUAUUUCAAAGGCUUAACUCAGUCUUUUGUUUUCUUUAUCUUUUUAGGUAAGUUCAUGAAGAUACCAACAAAGGGUAAGUUCGGUGUUGUUCACAAUACUGAGAGAUGCUAGUGAAGUUGUAGAUGGAUGUUAAUGAAGUUGUAGGCAGGGUGCCGGCGUUUUGCAUCCAUCUACAACCUCACUAGCAUCUCUCAGUACAGUGGUACCUCGGGUUAAGAAUUUAAUUUGUUCUGGAGGUCCGUUCUUAACCUGAAACUGUUCUUAACCUGAAGCACCACUUUAGCUAAUGGGGCCUCCUGCUGCCGCCGCCGCUACGCAAUUUCUCUUCUCAUCCUGAAGCAACGUUCUUAAUCCGAGGUACUAUUUCUGGGUUAGCGGAGUCUGUAACCUGAAGCGUAUGUAACCCGAGGUAUCACUGUAUUGUGAACAACACUGAUCUUACCCUUUGUUGGUAUCUUCAUGAACUUACCUAAAAAGAUAAAGAAAACAAAAGACUGAGUUAAGCAUUUGAAAAAUCCAUUGAAACCAGACAUGGUAAGUUCAUCUUAAGUUUAGGUGUCUAAUGAAGGUGCCAGAUAAGCCUCCCCGGGGAGAGCAUUCCACAAAUGGGGAGCCACUGCAGAUAAGGCCCCAUUUUCCUGUUGCCACUCUUUGGCUCUCAUGCGGAGGAGUCUGCAAAUGGGGAGCCGUUGCAGACAUGCGACCCCUGGAGUGUUGCCCAGUCUAAAAAACAACAGAUUUGCCUCCCCAUAAAAAUGCAUACAGGUGGAAGAAUGGAAUCCUUUUUCGGACAUGAGAUAUAAGCAACAGAAAGAAUUGGGGGUUAUUGAAUUGUUUUUAUGAUAUGGGAGUUAGAAGAUGGGAGAGAUGAAGUAUACCGGGGUAGGCAACCUGAGGCCCGGGGGCCAGAUCCGGCCCAAUCGCCUUCUCAAUCCGGCCCACGGACAGUCCAGGAAUCAGCGUGUUUUUGCAUGAGUAGAAUGUGUGCUUCUACUUAAAACACAUCUCUGGGUUAUUUUGUGGGGCAGAGGAAUUUGUUCACCCCCCCCCCCCAAAAAAAUAGUCCGGCCCACCACAUGGUCUGAGGGACAGUGGACCGGCCCAUGGCUGAAAAAGGUUGAUGACCCCUAAAGUACACCAAGGAAAACAGGAGGAGAGGUUGACAAAAAGAAAAGAAAAAUGUGAAGCUUUUGAACAUUUAAUAAAAUAUAACUGGGGGGAAAUGCACAAACCUACAAGAAGCCCCAGUUUUCCAGGACACAGACCCUCAAGUGCUACUUUGCACAUGACACAGAGGCUCUGGCGAUUUUUCUUUCGGCAGAUCACCCGCAUGGAGUACGUCCACACCAAAAGCCUGAUCUACAGAGACGUCAAGCCGGAGAACUUCCUGGUGGGGCGGCCCGGCAGCAAGCGCCAACACGUCAUCCACAUCAUUGACUUCGGCCUGGCCAAAGAGUUCAUCGACCCCGAGACCAAAAAGCACAUCCCGUACCGAGAGCACAAAAGCUUGACCGGCACCGCGCGGUACAUGAGCAUCAACACACACCUGGGGAAAGGUGAGCAGGGGGAGGCAGCCCCUGGGAAUGGGGAGGGGGAGGCUGUGGGGGGGGGCAAGGAAAAGCAGAUUGGGUGUGUGUGGCAGAGACAGAAAGAGAGAGAAUGUUGCAGAGAGAACAUGAAUGAGAGAGAGAGAGAUCUAUGAAUGGUGCAGCCAUCUCUGAAACGCUGCAUCCGUGCUGGACACAGAAACUGUUAUUUUAAAACAGGGGUGUGUGUGGAGGGAAGCCCAGGCAGCCAGUGUAAAGAUACAGUGGUACCUCAGGUUACAUACGCUUCAGGUUACAGACUCCGCUAACCCAGAAAUAGUUCCUCAGGUUAAGAACUUUGCUUCAGGAUGAGAACAGAAAUCGUGCUCUGGUGGCAGCGGGAGGCCCCAUUAGCUAAAGUGGUGCUUCAGGUUAAGAACAGUUUCAGGUUAAGAACGGAUCUCCGGAACGAAUUAAGUUCUUAACCCGAGGUACCACUGUAUUCCGUGUUCUUUGGGUUUUAUUUAAUUGUUUUAAAAUAAUUUUUUAUUAAUUUUUACAUAUUAAUUAUCAUUCAUAUAGCAAAACUUCAUUUCUUACACAAUCUUUUUGGACUUCCAUCAGCCCCUCUGAUGGUCCUCCGUUCUUAUCACUUAUUCUGCAUUUCUUAAAUUCCUAUUGCCUUUAAUUAUCUUAACUAACAGUCCCCCUCGUUACCUUUUUUCUUGCAAUAUUUCAAAUAGUCCACCUUACAAAACUUCUCGCAAACCUACAAGCGUAAUCUGAUCAUCACAAUUACUUUCCAAAUAAUCCGUAAAUUUAUACCAGUCUUCUGUGAAUCUCUGAUCCCGCAGAUUUUGCAUUCUCCCUGUUAAUUUAUCUAAUUCCGCAUAGUGCAUCAGUUUCAUCCUCCAAUCUUCUUUUGUUCUUUGGGUUUUAAAAAGAAAAGAAGUUUCUGAAAUGAUGACCAAGCCGCAACUGAAAAUGUCCAAUGUCCUCUGUUGUCUCUUGCACAGAACAAAGUCGCAGGGACGACCUGGAGGCGUUAGGUCAUAUGUUCAUGUACUUCCUCCGGGGGAGCCUGCCCUGGCAGGGCCUAAAGGUGAGUUUCGCUGUGGAAAUGGAAAAGCUUUUUCUCAACCACCACUGAGCCUCUUGGGCUUGCCAAUCGGAAGGUGGGCGGUUCGAAUCCCCGUGACGGGGUGAGGUCCCGUUGCUCCCCUGCUCCUGCCAACCUAGCAAUUCGAAAGCAUGCCAGUACAAGUAGAUAAAUAGAUACCGCUCCAGCGGGAAGGUAAACGGAGUUUCCAUGCGCCCUGGUUUCCAUCAUGGUGUCCCAUUGCGCCAGAAGCGGUUUAGUCCUGCUGGCCACAUGACCCAGGAAGCUGUCUGCGGACAAACGCCGGCUCCCUCGGCCUGAAAGCGAGAUGAGCACCGCAAUCCCAGAGUCGCCUUCGGCUAGACAUAACCGUCCAGAGGUCCUUUACCUUUUUUACCCACACACACCUGGCCAGUUCUGCCUUCACUUAUCCCUUUGCAGCUCACCCACUUAGAAAAAUAAAUUAUUGGAGGUUUGUAACAUACUGAGCAUUAAAAUCCGAACAUGUUUAUAUAAAAGGGUAAUAAAAAGUGUUACAUCCCAAAAAAAAAGAGGAGAAGAAUAAAGAGAAAGAAAAUAUAAAACAGAUCCUUCCAAAACAGUUAUAUAAAGAAAGAGAGAGAGGAAAAAAUAACUGAAAGAAUAGAAAAACAGAUAAAAGGAAGAUGAGAAACCUUGCUAUCUGACCAUUAUCUGUAACAACAAUUAUUCACAGUGUUUCAACAUAUACCCGAUUGGUGUUUUGUUUUGUUUUUUAAACCCUACACAAACAGUUUACAGAAAAAGAUAAAACAAGAUCAUCAACAAGAAAAAUUAACAACAAUAAUUUAAACCCUUCAGAAAGUUAAAAUAACGAUAGAUAGACUGAAAACAGAUAAAAACUAGCCUGCAGCUUUCCAGGUAGGCUUCCCUAAGCAAGACAAGGAGCUGAAAAGUGUACAGUGACAUCAAGGGACAGGGAGUUCCAAAGGUGACGUGCCCAAAGCCUUCAAGGUGCCUGUAGAUUAGAGGACCGCCGGUUCCAUCCCUUCAGCAAGCAGAGCAUUGGCUGAAUGUUCUGUGAGGUCACAGCAACUCAGCCAAUGCCUGAAGAGGGGGGACAGCCUUGCCGACAGGUAGAUCUUCGUAGCUGGGGGCAAUUACCCAUCCCUUGAAUGUCACAUUCCCAUGGGACGUGAUUUGGGGGACCUCAUAGACAUGUUCCUUUCUCCCUCCCUCCCACCCCAAAUUCUCUCUUCUCUUUUUUAAAAAUAAUUUUUAUUGAAUGAUUUUAUAUUACAAAAAUCACUACAACCAUACUACCACAAAAUACAGUUGAGAAAUAAAAAUUACAUACAUCAUACAUUUUGUUUGUUAUUUACCGUCUUAUUUCCUCCCAAACAUCCUAUACAAAACACACACACACAAACAAAUAAUGAUGAUAAUGAAAAUAAAUAUUUCCCCCCCUUUUAUCUUACAAAAUAUUUUCUUCAGUUUUGACUUCCUGUCAAGUCCCUUCGCACAUGUUUUAUCUUACAGUUGAAUGUACAUAAAACAAUAAACCUUUCUAUAUAAAUUUUCCAAUACAAUCAGAAAACAUAAUAAAUCCUUAAUUGUUAUCCACCUCCUUUUACUUCCUCUGUCGCUCGAAUGCUAGCACGGAGUCAAAACUAUUAUUGUAUUUUUGAGCAUAUCUUCUAUAACCAUCCCAUUUUUCCGCAAAUUUUUGCUUUGAGUUUCCUCGUGAGUUUGCUAGUCAAUUGAGCCAUCUCCACAAAUUCCUGUAAUUUAAUUUGCCAACUUUUUGGAGUCUCCUGAUCUUUCCAUCCCUUGGCCACGAGUAUUUGAGCCGCUGCAGUUGCAUACAAAAAUAACUCUCUUGAAUUUUUGGGAAUCUCUUUGUCUAAAAUACUUAAUAGAAAUGCCUCCGGUUUUUUAGUAAAGGUUAUCCCCAUCACCUUUUUAAAUUCAUCGUAUAUUUCCCCCUCAAAAAUCUCAAUCUUUCACACGUCCACCACAUGUGGAUCAUGUCACCGUUAUUUCCUCCACGUCUCCAACAAGCAUUUGCCAAAUUCUCAUUCCCCACCCCAAAUUCUCAUUGCAGGCGGACACGUUGAAAGAGCGAUACCAGAAGAUUGGCGAUACCAAAAGAGCCACCCCCGUCGAAGUGCUGUGCGAAAACUUCCCUGGUAAGGACUGGGCGGGGGCGGAAGGAGGAAUGACCACUGGCUUGGGUGCGAUUCCUGCGUGGAAGGGGGUCAGACUGGAUGACCCCCUGGGGUGUGUGUCCCCCUUUCUUAGCCCUACGAUUCUGCAACCUUUCUUAGAGUAACGUCGUGGAGGGAGUGGGAGGAGGCAAGCGUGCCACAAAAACUGGCCUCUGAAUAGAACCUCCAUGUUCAGGAACACUCUACCACCAUUCAAGCAGUUGGUCCCUUCCCUUUCCCGCCCCGCCCUGGCCACAGUGAUCCAUGCGACGGUCACCUCCAGGCUUGACUACUGUAAUUCGCUCUACGCGGGGCUGCCCUUGAAGCUGUCCCAGAAACUCCAGCGGGUGCAGAAUGCUGCAGCGAGGCUCCUCACGGGGUCUCUGCUAUGGGAGCAUAUUCACCCAGUGCUUUACCAGUUGCACUGGCUCCCAGUGGAGUACAGGGUCAGAUUUAAGGUGCUGCUUUUGACCUUUCAUGCCCUUCGCAGCCUAGGACCCUCGUACCUACGGGACCGCCUCUCCCGGUCUGCCCCACGGAGAGCCUCAAGGUCCACAAAUGACAACACUCUGGAGGUCCUGGGCCCUAAGGAACUCAGAUUAGCCUCAACCAGAGGCAGGGCCUUUUCAGCACUGGCUCCGGCCUGGUGGAACGCUCUGCCUCAUGAGACCAGGGCCCUGCGGGAUCUGAUUUCUUUCCGCAGGGCCUGUAAGACAGAGUUGUUCUGCCUGGCCUUUGGCUUGGAAUCAACUUGAUCCCUUUCCCCUCUUUCCUUUCUCCUCCUGUGAUGAGGCUGCAUUUUAAUAUUUUAAUGUUGUAUUUUGACCUUGUUUUUAAGUUGUAUUCAUUCAACUUGUUUUUAUUAUUGGUUGUUAGCCACCCUGAGUCCGGCCUUGGCUGGGGAGGGUGGGGUAUAAUUAAUAUUAUUACUAUUAUUAUUAUUCUUAUUAUUAUUAUUAAAUCCCUGCUUCUUCAGGGUGGCAUGUGUUAGGCGUUGCCUUUGGGUUCCUCUGUAAGGUUUCCUCAGGUGCAUCCAGGUGGCCACAAGGUGCCAUGAUGACCUACAGCUGUGUUGCCGGACGCCAAGCUCUCAGCAGCCCCUGCAUGGCUGAUGGCAAGGGAUGUUAGGAGAAGCCCUCCGAAUAUCCCUGGGGGAAGGCCACCUAGCAACCCCGUAAAAGUCUGCUUGGAAUACCCCAUUGGCAAAAGCCUGAUUUAAGCGCCACCCAGCAAACAGACCCGGGUGGCGCUGUGGGUUAAACCCCAGAGCCUAGGACUUGCUGAUCAGAAGGUUGGCGGUUCAAAUCCCCGCGACGGGGUGAGCUCCCGUUUGCUCGGUCCCUGCUCCUGCCAACCUAGCAGUUCGAAAGCACCUCAAAGUGCAAGUAGAUGAAUAGGUACCGCUCUGGCGGGAAGGUAAACGGCGUUUCCGUGCGCUGCUCUGGUUCGCCAGAAGCGGCUUAGUCGUGCUGGCCACAUGACCCGGAAGCUGGACGCCGGCUCCCUUGGCCAGUAAAGCGAGAUGAGCGCCGCAACCCCAGAGUCGGCCACGACUGGACCUAAUGGUCAGGGGUCCCUUUACCUUUACCUAGCACACAGACCUCCCGCUUCCCCUCUCCCUGCAACAGAAUUCCCCCAAACUUGGAUCUCCAGCUGUUUUUGAACUAGCUUGCAGGUCAGGAAUGAUGUGAAUCGUAGCGGCUGGAGAACCAGGUUUGGGAACCCUAAGUUUGCCCUGCCGAUCCAGUUUAACCCUUUGGAUUAGCUUCCCUUGGUGAGAUUGCCUGUGCUCUGACCAUUGGGCAACCGCUGCCUCUUCCGCCUUCCUCCCCUCCCCUUCCGCAGAGGAGAUGGCCACGUACCUCCGCUACGUCCGCCGCCUGGACUUCUUUGAGAAGCCGGACUACGACUACUUGAGGAAACUCUUCACGGACCUCUUUGACCGGAACGGCUACGUUUUUGACUAUGAAUACGACUGGGCAGGGAAGCCUUUAGUGAGUUGGGGUUUUUUGGGGGGGGCUGGCUUUGGGUUGGAGAACUGAGGGGCCGCAUUUGCUCAUAGGCAGCCCUUUUGAGGGCCGGAGCAAAUGCAGGCAGAUGCAGAGCUUGACCCUUAAAAACCACAGGGGGAUUUUUAAAAAUCAGCUAUAUUUUUUCCCUUCCUCCUCCUGUGAUGAGGCUGCAUUUUAAUGUUUUAAUGUUGUAUUUUAAUCUUGUUUUUAAGUUGUAUUCAUUCAACUUGUUUUUAGUAUUGGUUGUUAGCCGCCCUGAGCCCGGCCUUGGCUGGGGAGGGCGGGGUAUAAAUAAAUUUUAUUAUUAUUAUUAUUAUUAUUAUUAAUUUUGUAAAGUUGUUCAUUCUGCGUUUGAACACCUCUGGAUAUAUCGCCGCCAAAUUUUGCUGGACACAGGUGGACACCAUGUUGAAUCAAGGCUCCCUUUGCAGGCCUUUCAAAACGGCAAUUAUGUCCACCAUAUUUUGCACGGUGGUUCCUGAGAUCAGAGAGCAGGAGUUUGCCUAUAUGUGUUGGAACCUUUUGAAACGGUGGUGAUUUGAAGCUGCGCAGGUUGUUUGAUUUCUUAGAAAUCUCAAGCGGGUGGGUGGAGAGAGGGAAAAGAAAUUUCUCUCUUUUUAGAUCAUUGUGGAGUUGGAAGGGACCCGCAAGGGUCAUCUAGCCCAACCCCCCGAAAUAUAGCAAUUAUCGAAUUCCGAAUGAACCUUUGCUUCAAGAUGUCCAAGGAAAGAGAGUCCAUCAGCUCUUAACACCUCUCUCAAAUUUCUAUCCUCUCCCCCUUCAUUCACCUUUUCCCGAAACUUCUCCACUCAUUUGGGAGGGGCUGUGGCUCUGUGACAGAUCAGCUGCUUGGAUUGCAGAAGGCAGCAACCCCUGAUUUCUCCCAAGUACGGCUGGGAAUACCCCCCCCACCCCACUCUGAUACAGAAGAAAACAUUUUGGAUCAAUUAGACAGCCAGACUCUUAAUCUUGGGGUCCUGGGUUCGAAUCUCGGGCAAAAUAUUUCUGCAUCGCAAGGGGUUGGGCUGGAUGACCCUCCGGGGUCCCUUCCAAGACUGCGAUUUACAAAGGAGCGCGGUACCGCCGACGUUCCCGAUCUCACGCUCCCGUCUCCUUUUCCUCCCCUCUUUGCAGCCGACCCCAAUUGGCACAGUUCAGAGUGAUUUACAAGUCCAGGCUCCAAACAGGGAAAAAACUCAACAGUACAUGAAACAGCAGGUAAGUGGGGUUCUUCCCCCCCCCCAUGCCCCAGGGGUCCAUAUUGGGGUGGGGGGCAGUUAGAGGGGUGGUGAUGGGGUGGGAGAGGAGGCCAGCCAGAGCCUGAGGGAGUUGUGGGCGAGCCGGCAAAGUUCCUUCACUUCUGCCAAAACAGGGAGUGAAUGGGGAUCACAGAGGAGUAAGGCUGCCAAAUUUGGCCUGCCUGGGGCUUAGGUGAACAAUGAGGGCCAGCUCCUUGCGGAGGCGGGAGCAGAGGCUUGGCGCCACCUGGUGGGAAGAGACGGAGGCGCCUCGGUGUCCGAGGAAAAGUCCUUCCUGAAUAGGAGUCCAUAGAUCUUAGUUCUGCCUACACUGACUGGCAGCAGAUCUGCAGAGAGGGCUGUUUCCCUUUCAACAACCGGAAUUAAUGGCUUGCUUUCAACGGGUAUGCAACGGAUUGAUCCCGCGUCCUUCUGCACGCCAAGCUUGUGAGCUGGCGGCUCCUUCCAUAAAAACAAAGGCAGAUUCUAGACCUCAUGGUGUUGAACGAUGGGCUGAUUUAACGGGGAGGUGCGGAGCUGCCUUCUAGCAAAGUUUCGGGGGCUUCAGGACAGGGACAGACUUAACCUGGGAUGCCGGGGUUUUGAACCUGCAACCUUCUUCAUGCUGAGCAGGUGCUCUGACCCCUGAGUUGAUUUGCUAGGGACAUAGCCUUAUUCUGAGUCAGCCCUUGGGUCUGUCUAGAUCAGGCAUGGCUAAACUUGGCCCUCCAGCUGUUUUGGGACUACAACUCCCAUCAUCCCUAGCAAACAGAACCAGUGGUCAGGGAUGAUGGGAAUUGUAGUCCAAAAAACAGCUGGAGGGCCAAGUUUGGCCGUGCCUGGUCUAGAACAAGGUUUCCCAAACUUGGGUUUCCAGCUGUUUUUGGACUACAACUCCCAUCAUCCCUAGCUAUACGGCAGGCAGAGGGCCAGGAGGCUGGGCCGUCUCCUUCCAGCGGCCCUGUGCAAAGAUCAUCACUUCUCCUCCGACGUAAAUCAGCAACCCGGGCUUCAAAGCCAAGGGACACUAUCAGCAGAUCAAACUGCGCACACAGGAUAGGUGUGAGGCUUGGGGAAGCAUACUACAACUACAGAUUUAUUAAUCAUAAAGCAGGACAAAGAAACACGUCGUCUCUCUCUCUCACGUCGUCUCAGAGAGAAAAGCAAAAGCUAUACACCCAACGGAAGUUCCCAGCAAGCUGUGCUGGAAUGUAAACAGACGUGCCAUGUAACAAUCCCACGUCUGUUCCUUAAAGUGGAAUGGAAUUCUCAACAUGUUCAUCAUCCCUAGCUAACAGGACCAGUGGUCAGGGAUGAUGGGAAAUGUAGUCCAAAAACAACUGGGGACCCAAGUUUGGGAAACGGUGCUCUAAAUCCUGUCCUUUGGGGAUCUUUGUGCCAUUUCAUUGAAUCAUAGAACCGUAGAGUUGGAAGGGACACCGAGGGGUCAUCUAGCCCAACCCCCUGCAAUGCAGGAAUUCACAAUGUGUGUUUUGAGUGUGACCUGGUGUGUGGGUGGGUGUGUACAUCCCUGGCAUCUCUCGAAGGCCGUGCCGUUUGUCAGAGUUUCCCAAACUUGGGUCUCCGGCUGUUCUGGGACUACGAUUCCCAUCAUCCCUGACCCUGCUAGCAAAGCAUUCUGGGAUUUGUAGUCCCCCCCAAAAAACAGCCGGAGACCCACAUUUGGUAAACCCUGGAUUUGGAGGCGCGCCUGCCCUGCGUGCGCUUAGUGAAACUCGGCAGCGGCUGUGAAUCCAACAGGGUUCGGUCACGGGGGCUCCGAUCGCCAUCCCCUUUCCCUUCCAGACCGCGCCGGUCACUCCCAGGGUUGGGGUACCUGUGGCGUUGCAGGUGUCGGGGUGCCAGCAACCGGCAGCCAUCAGGGGCGCUGGGAGCUGGAGCCCAGCCAGGCUGGGAAACCCCCCCUGCAAGGCAAGAAGGGGCAGUUUGGGGCAGCAGGGGGGCAGAACCAUUAUCCCUCCAGAGGUGCCUUCCUUUCCAAGAAAGUGGAGAACGCCAUUUUUCAAUUCAGGGAUGGAGGAGGGUGGAAGACCCCCAGGUGCAUUGAGCCCAGUGGGCGGUGGAGGUUGGGAGUCGUAGUUCAGCCGCACCCGGUGCCCCCCACUCCCCCUGCCCCUCUUCUGGGGGAAUUUGCAUCCAGGCCUGUUUUAUAUUCUUUCGUUUUGCAUGCUUUUUGUUUUGUUUUUUCUUCCUUUCUCUCUUUCCUUCUUCCCUCUUUGUCGCCUCUCCCCACAAACCCCCCAUCUUUUUCUGACCCCUCUCUCGCCUUUGUCACCCCCCCUUUCGUCUCCUCCCCCCGUCGCUAGCAGUCCCCCGAGGGGACGGAGGUGUGGGACCCUCAGGCUGGCCAGCAACCUGCCGAGGAAGCCCUAGGAACCCACCUUGCGGCCAGCAGGCUUGGGGGGUCCGUGCAGGUACAUUAGAGGGGCGUAUGGGGUAGGGGGUGGGGCUGGCAGGGGGUGGGCAUGACCUGCAAACCGCUGUCCAAGCCCCAUUGGCGCCUGCAAACGUUGCCACCGUCCCAGAUGCAACUGACUUGGCCCCAUUCACUUCAAUGGCUCUGCUCUUGGGACUCGGCUUUCGCCAGUUCAUCCAUGGCGGUGGGUCUACUCUGGAGUAGGAAUUGGCGUGGGCUACCACCCUCUCUUUAGGCCCUGCUGCUUUCUCUCGCAUGUGCCCCGCACCCCCAGUGUGAAAAGGAGUGCACAGCUCUUCCCUUGAUGGUGAAUCGGGUCCGCCUAUGUGUUCGCCCCUGUCUCUGCCUGUGUCCGCGCAUGAUGUGGGGCCCCCCCUAUUUUUCUGGGAAGGGGAGCUAGUGCGAAACGUUUCCGGAGCUCUAGUGGUAAUAUUGCAAGCCUACCUGGGGGAAGGCGCAUUACACCGAUAAAUCCUACUUGGAGUACACCCGCAGAAAUUACUACGACUCGUGCCUGUUGACUCCAGUGUGUCUACUCUUGAGUAGGACUAAGGUUGGAUGCAGCCCGGCGUCUGUUCUCCUCCCCGCCCCUCCCAUGGCAAACUUCUUUGGUGAAGAUGGGGUGGGUGGGUGGGUGUGGGUAUUUUUUAUUUUUAAAGAAAACCUUGGUCACUGUCCUGUCUGUUUUACUUAUUUCAUAAAACCUACAUACCAUUUGAUAAUUUAAGAGAGAAAAAAACUUCACAAAGCUGUUUAGAAACAGAAUAAAAUUAUAUAUAUAUAUAUAUAUAUAUAUAUAUAUAUAUAUAUAUAUAUAUAUUUACACCCCCCCCCCAAGAAUUCAGGGAUUCUCUCUCUGUCAUUGCAAAUCCGCAGCAGAGUUUUUUUGAAGGUGGGUUUCCUGUGACAGCAACUUGUUCCCUGAGAGGCAUGAUUCAGAAAAAAAGCCACUAUUUUCUAUCAACAGGGUUGAUUUUCUUCCAGGAUCGUGGUUUCAAAAGUUCAGCGAGAUAUCCUUCCAGCUUUUGCCAUUUAUUACCGAAUACAUAGGAAAAAGAUUUCAUUUUCUUAUCACACCAUGAAUAAUAACAACAACAAUAACAAUAACAAACAACAACAACAAAACAACAAUAAUACAUGACAUUAUUUGAUAAUAGUAUUAACAAUAACAAUGUUAAUAAUAAUAAUAAUAUUUAACAGCCACAAUAAUAAUAUCCUGGUCCCCUACAGAAUCCCACUGUCGGCACAACCUUUUAUGUAAGAGGCGAGAGCUCUGGAAUUCUGUAAACGGCAAACUAAAAUUGUACAAGCUUUUUCCCAUUGCAAUGUUUUGGGACAUUAAUUGUUUGUUUCUGCAAAGGAAUUUUAGAGACUGAAGGAAGCUGUUCUCAGACGAGGGGCUAGAGAAGAGAAGUUGGGGCAUGUAAUGGGAUAUUUGGGGGGGGGCACCCGAUGAUAGGCUGGCCACAGGAAACACCGUGAACACCCAGAAAGAGCUAAACUUGGUUUCUGACAGUGGUUUCUUAAUCCUUACAGGUUUGCACAUGAAAUUCAGAAUUUCCAAUGUUAAGACUGAAAACAUGGGGUUCCGUUUGGUUUUCAGUUCAUCUUCCGAUGUUCUUAAAAGCCAGAACUGUGUAAUGCAGUUUAGCGAGAGCCACAAAAACGUUUUCUGGAUAACACUAAUAGCAAGGUGGUGUUGCUGGUUAAACGCCCAGCCUUGAGAGGGAUUUGAACCACCCACAGUUCUCUCUAAAAAGUGGACUAUAAACCUGGUUGGUUGCAGCUGUCCUGUGAUUGAGUAUGUUCUUUGACGAACCCCUGCGUGGUACUAAGAAUAAUUAUUUGAAAAUGAGCCGGCCUUUUACAGUAAUGUACCCUCUCCUCCCUCAGGUUCAGAUCUGGGCUGUUUGCGCAUUUUGCCCAGCGCAGCCUGGCUCAACUGAAUUGAAUUUUAUUACUACAAUCACAGACCAGUUCCGGCUCACUUACAAUAUCAGGAAAAUCAUAAAACACAACAGGAACACAUUGAAUUGCAGUUGGGUAUAACAGAGACAGUACAGAUAUAGCGGCAGUUAAAAAUAUAUAUUAAAUCUUGAUCACUUGUCAUUUAAAACCUUAAUCAUUUUGGUAGCACAGCUUGUUCCCUAAGUUUUAGGGCAGUCGCACAGAAUUUGGCCACCCUGAGCGUGAUCUCUAGAUCCUUUUCCUCAACCAGGAGUUUUAGACAUUGAAGUUUCGGGCCCAUUUGGAGAUUUUUGUAUAGCAGGAGUGAUAAAUACCGAGCGUAUAUCCCCGUAGAAACGGCAGUGUAACAAGACAUGAGAGACUGUUUCCACCUCCAUCAACCCGCAGGGGCAGAUUCGUUCCACGUAUGGUUUACCCUCGAAUCUGCCUAGCCUGGCUCAACACGAACCAGGGUCUGUGCACAGCAGCCACUCUCCUGCCCCCACAGCAAUCAGAAACCCUGGCUUGGCUUGCAAACGAUAGAUUCUAGGGCAGCAAGAUUGCUCUCCUCGCACCAGGCAUCAAAGCGACUCCCGAUUUCUUCCCCCGAUCCGCGGUUUGCAGGGAGUAGCCAAACCCUGUGGCUUGCAGCGCAAGCGGUUUCGAAACCUUGUGCGAUUGCUUUGGUGGAAAAUGUCUUUGGACUUUUUGACUCUGCACCCCACGUUUCUACCCAAAUCAGGUCGCUGUUCAUCUCCGAACCAAAAAGGGCUCAGUAUCUGCCCUUGAAUUCUUUGCUUUGAAUCCUGACAAGACAGAAGUGCUGUUCUUGGGGAACGGGGGGCGGGCAGGUGUGGAGGACUUCCUGCUCCUGAAUGGGGUAACUGUGCCCCUGAAGGACCAGGUGCGCAGCCUGGGAGUCAUUUUGGACUCACAGCUGUCCAUGGAGGCGCAGGUCAAUUCUGUGUCCAGGGCAGCUGUUUAUCAGCUCCAUCUGGUACGCAGGAUGAGACCCUACCUGCCCGCAGACUGUCUUGCCAGAGUGGUGCAUGCUCUGGUUAUCUCCCGCUUGGACUACUGCAAUGCACUCUAUGUGGGGCUUCGUUUGAAGGUGACCCGGAAACUACAACUAAUCCAGAAUGUGGCAGCUAGACUGGUGACUGGGAGCGGCUGCCGAGACCACAUAACACCGGUCUUUCAAGACCUACAUUGGCUCCCAGUACGUUUCCGAGCACAAUUCAAAGUGUUGGUGCUGACCUUGAAAGCCCUAAACGGCCUCAGCCCAGUAUCUCUGAAGGAGCGUCUCCACCCCCAUCGUUCAGCCCGGACACUGAGGUCCAGCUCCGAGGGCCUUCUGGCGGUUCCCUCACUGCGAGAAGCGAAGUUACAGGGAACCAGGCAGAGGGCCUUCUCGGUGGUGGCGCCCGCCCUGUGGAACGCCCUCCCAUCGGAUGUCAAAGAGAAAAACAACUACCUGACAUUUAGAAGACAUCUGAAGGCAGCCCUGUUCAGGGAAGCUUUUAAUGUUUAAUAGGUUAUUGUAUUUUAAUAUUCUGUUGGAAGCCGCCCAGAGUGGCUGGAGAAAUCCAGCCAGAUGGGCAGGGUAUAAAUUAUUAUUAUUAUUAUUAUUAUUGCUGCUGCUGCUUUUCACCGGAAAGGAUUCGGCUCCAAAUGCCAGGCUCAAUGUCACGCACUGCGUUUGGGGGAGUCCUGUCUCGGGGCCAAUGCACCCUGACUUCUGCAUUUCUGUGCAAAACCCCAGAGGCCGAGGGGUGCAAGCACUGGGCACUCUCUCUCCCCCAUCUCACCUGCCUCCUCUCCCUUCCUCCUCAGGUCAUGAGUUCGACCAACGGGGAGCUGAACACAGAUGACCCCACUGCCGGCCACUCAAAUGCCCCCAUCACCGCCCCCGCCGAGGUCGAGGUGGCUGAUGACACUAAGUGAGUAAGCCAAGUCUUCUUGCGCGGGGGGAGGAAGCUCAGGUCCGGUGCCCAAAUCCAGCCCCCAAGUCCUGGCCCUGCUUUGCACCCCUGCAUUGCAGCGGGUUGGACUAGAUGACCCUGGGGCGGGGGAGAGGACUCUUCGAAUUCUGCCGUUCUCUGAUUCCACAAGUGCUUUUGCCUCCCUGGGGGGCUCUUUCUGGAAGCGGCAGGAGAGUUUUGCUCUUGGGCUCAGGCCCCGUUUGAGGUCCCCCGCUUGGGCCUGAUCCGCCUGCAAGGCUCCUAACGCCCUCCUCUCCUCGAUUCUCAGGUGCUGCUGUUUCUUCAAAAGGAGGAAGAGGAAAACCAUCCAGCGCCACAAGUGA
Podarcis lilfordi (Lilford's wall lizard) is the source of this 49299-nucleotide messenger RNA. NCBI's taxonomy places the organism in Eukaryota, Metazoa, Chordata, Lepidosauria, Squamata, Lacertidae. The record is from the annotation of a GenBank genome assembly.